CUACGCGACGCACAAACAGUGUGCGCCCGUUUGGUCGCUCGUCGUUCGUCGCCGCACAAGCCCCUUCAGUGUCUCACGUGUUCCGCAUACGUUCGGUGGUCGCUUGCUCUGUUCAGCUGCCGCAUACACUACACCUACUCUACAAUCGCCCUGAGACGACUGCUAUACCGUUUCGAUAAUAUUGUUUUUGGUCGCUGCACGAUAAUAAUAAUAUUAAUAUUAAUAUUAUUAUCAUUAUCAUUACUAUAGCACACGUCUCGUCGCGUUACACCGUUCUAGUAUUGUACCCAUAGGUGCCCACCGUUAUUCUUCUUGAGAACACUAACAGAAAAUACACACCACACGCGCGGCCCACGUGAUAUUCGUUUGUUCGACAUUAUUAUUUGUAAUAUACUGCGCGAAAGCGAGAGUGUCGUCCGGCCGAGUCCGCGGUUUUGUGUUCGCGGGAUACUCGAAAAACCGUGCGCGGAAACGACGAGAUUUCGUUUUCGAGCGUGUCGAAACUCCGAUAGUAUCGGAGUGUCAUACCGCGUCCGAAGUCCCAGGAUUCUCCGGUCCAUGACCAAAGUGGUUGGCUGCUGAAACCCGCGCGCGGUUAUACGAUAUUUGUUUAGGGUGAGUAACUUGUAACGUAUUUACGACUUAUAAGACUACAUAUUAUAUAUACCUGUUUAUAACAACACUAGAUGCGUGCCUUGCCCGAUAGUAAUAGUGAUAUUUUUUUGACCGCGUCUGAAUCGCAUUUUCGCUCGUAAUAGUUGACGCUUCUGUCAUCCCUUUCGAAUCUGACGGAAUCGCUUGCCGCCCGGUGUUUUCGCCCCGCCAUUACUGCGCGCCGUGUUAACAUUAUCAUUUGUAAUCGUGCGGUUUUCUCUUAUUUCGCGCGCACCCGCCGUCGUAAACCUUCGCGCGACACGGAUAGGUUUUCGGGGAUGAUUCGCGAUCCGUCGGGGUUUCCUGCGCACACGCCUCGUGCGCGUAUGAAUCAGCCGCCCGCCGGUAGGUAAACCGCGUGUUCCGAACAAAAGUGUCGCGUCUCGUCCCGGACAAUAAAAUACGACGGGGGGGGGGGAAACCCACGUUACGGGAUUUAAUACAAUAUAAUAAUAUUAUCCCGGAGCACUGUGGCACGGAUACUUUGGCGUGCCGGUCUUUAGAAAACCUCCCCACCGCCGCCGCCGCCGCCGCCUCCGGUUAUUCCUCGCCGCCCGCUCCCCGGCCCCGGAAGACCCUCUCGCCGCCGGGAUCGCGACCCUCGUACAAAUAAUACAAGGGGGCGAAUAUACCCCCGUCGUCGGCAAUCCCGUGACGUACUAUUAUUUCGUGUUAGUGUUGUCGCGCGGCGCGAAACCGUGCUACACGCUGAUCGAUCGAACGACACACGGUCGGCUCUGUGAUAUUAUACUUAUCUAAAUAUUAUUGUUGCGACGGUCGUUUAUUCUCGCGUCCGUGCGCGGCCCCCGUCUAGCCCUCCCCCCCCCUCCCCCACUCUUAUCCCGUGAUAAUCGCACGUCAUUGUACGGUCGCGGACGUUUCGAAACACGCACACGCGCACGCACAAACUGAAAAUUAUAUCGCGUAAAAAACCGACACUUAAAAACGGAUUUUCCGUUCGGCGCGCGCCGCACACUAACCUUGUCACCGCCGAUUAAAUUGUGUGCGGCGAACGGACGCGGACUGUUCCGAGACUACUACGCGCUCGGUGUCCGACGUGACUCCGGCAUUAAUUAUAAUUGUUGUUUCGUUGCCCGCCGUUAUUAUUCCCGGCCCGCGACAACGGCGCGGAACCGUUACGAUCGGACGGGGGACGUUCGUUUCGCCCGAAAACCGGGAGCGCGUGAAUAACCCGGCGAUCGGACGCGACGAACGACGGGGGGGUUUUUUUUUUUUUAACGCGAUAUAAACAGUGCCGUUGUGGCCGUAGAAUUUACGCGUAGAAACAACGCGGGACGGUAGGCACGCGAGCGAUAUUUCUCCGAACAAAGAACAUAUUUAUUGUCUGUGUCGCCGCGUACGACGACGGUGGCGGGUACGUGCGCGUGUCGUGCGACGUUUUUCCACAUCCGAACCGCGUUUGGUGUUGUUUAAUCGCACAAAUGAAAUAAUUUAUUGUUACGCCAUUUUGCGCAUUUCUCGUCGGCAUCAAAAAUAUUAUCGCCGCCCGACACGGGUAGGUGUGUGCGACGCGUAUCGCGCGUGCGGACCUCCCUAGCAAUCGCGUCGUAAAAACGUACCAUUCGUAUUAAUAUUAAUAAGUAUUGACGGUCGUGGCGCAGCGCGUUGUGUUUACGACGACCAUAUGCUGCCGCGCGCGCGGAGUACACCGAGUGCGUCGGCGGGCCCACUGGGGUGGUGGUGCACCGCAGCCGUGUCGACAACCGGUCGUCCUUCGCAGGGGUUCGCCGGCCGCGGUCGUUCGAUUCUCUCUGUGUUCGUAUGCCUACCUCGCCUUACCGAUAUUUUCCGCCUGUGACAUUAUUAUUGUGCGUACGAACGAGCCCCGUCUGAAACGAGUGGGGAAAAAAAAAAAAAUAAUAAUACGAGAAAUAGUCCGUAUCCCGCCGACCGUAGUACAAUAUUAUUAUUAUUAUUAUUAUCAUCUCGAGAACGAUUAUUGUAUACUGUCUUACCCGCCGGGGUUACGCGGUUAGUAAAAAUAAAAAAAAAAAAAAAAAAAAAAAAAAAAAAAUGAAACCCCCCGCUAACGUUGCGUCUCGAUAGUUCGUGAAACCGGAAAUUCAAACAAUACCGCGCAAACAAACGUGCGAAACGAUUUUUGGACAUGGGCACGUAAACUGCGCCCGAAUGACAUUUUUUUUUUCUCGUAUAAACUGCACUCCCGGAUUCUAAUCGUCAGAGUACGUCGGGAUUGAUUUGGCUUUUUUUUUUCCAAUUAUCAUCACGUAAACCGGACCUCUCUAUGAAUUCUCGUGCUAAAAAAAAAACAAAAAAAAUGUCUGGCCGCGACCGUCAUCACUGAUAAUAUAAUAAACAGAGUUACAAUAGUAUUUUUGAACGAAAUCAAUCGAAAAAAAAAAAAAAAAAGCAAAUUUUUUCGUGACGCCCCUACGCACCGUUCGGCCUAUUGGUUACUCUGAUAUUAUUGGGGUCCUGCUUAUCACCCCACCCCCCGCGGUCGACAAAGGUCCGAUACGUAAACCGCGCCCGUAACAAAUCUUCGAAAUCGCGCGUUAAACUCCCCUAAUCGAUUGUCGUUUAAUCGUUUUAUUUGACGUUCGGUAAAUUUUAAUUUGUUUAUUAAGCCGCCGUUCUUGUACACACGACAAUAACGACCGACCGAUAAAUUACCCACCCGACCGAUUGAUUAAUCGUCUGCACGCGGAGAAAUAUUGUUUCGUCACGUGUUCGUGUAAUAAUAUCAACGGGAUUCUUAUACGACGGUGAAAAAACCGACAGUGACGAGAUAAUAAGACGGGAAACGCGGGGAUCCAUGCCCACGUCGUCGCGAGACAAGAACCCGGGCGCGCGGUUACACGUGCGAUUUUUCGUUUUCGGCCGUUACCCGCGACGGCGGCGGCGUGCACAGUCGGGGCGGGGUUUUUUUCCUAAAAACCCGGGCGCGAUGGGGGGGGGGCGGUUGGGAGAUUUUUUUGUCGCCGAGGGGGUGCGGUCAUUUACGCGGUUAUGAUAUGAUUUUAGGUCAGUAAUAUAUUAUUAUGGCGCGUUAUGUAACGGUGUGUAGUAUACCAUAGUAUUAUUAUUAUUGUACGUACAAUAUUCGACCGUGAUUUACCGGUAUAUAUUCCGUACAGGUACCUGCCUAAAUUAUAUUUACGUAUACGUAUAUAUAUUGUAUACGCGUAGGUAUACAUUAUGUGCAGUAAUAAAUACCGCCGCUCGAUAAAAAUGCAAAACAGAGGUUAGAGGUAUAAUACUACCACUACUACUACGGCGGCGGCGGCGGCGGAGGAAGCGAACGCGUUGGCGGCGAGGGGCGAUGGAUGGUGUGUAUACUAUAUAUACGUAUAAAAAAAAAAAAAUAAAUAAAAAAAAAAAUAAAAAAAAAAAUACCAUUCUGCGAGAAUAUCCCUGUGGCUUUAACCCCCUCCGCCGGCCGGCUCGCCCUCGCGGCGCGCGCGGGCGAACGCCGCCCCUUUGCUGUCUCCCGCCCCUCCGUUCUCCGGCCUCUCGACCGACCGCCUUCCGCGCGAGGGGAUCGCCCGCCGAUAGUCUUACGUGUACGUGUGCGGCGGCGGGCAAGAGGGCCACUCGAAAAUUCCGACGUCGACUUUUACAACCCAAAGUAAUUUGAAUAGGUCGUUGAACAAAAGCGGACCGCCGCCGCCGCCGCAACACUUUUACAAUACUCUUGCGUGCGCGCGAUUUAACCCGAAAAGGAUCUGCUGCGGCGGAGAUCCGCAUAAUAUUGUUAUCAGGGCCGCGGCGGACGGUUUGUCGUUAUUGUUGUCGUUGUAAUAUUAUGCGUGUGUGCGAUUGCGAUAAAUUACGGAUCGCCGGAUCCCGCGCGAUCGUUAGCGCGCAAAACGGUUUAAAAAACGCACCAUGUCGUUGUUCACGUGCCGGGGUUCGUCGAAAUUUUGUAAAAUUUUAAAAUUUCUAUCGAUCUUAACCGCAAGACACUCUUUCCGGCAAUCCAUACUGUCCCGACGUCCCCGUUCGGGGGGAACGAGUAGGGAGACGUUUUUUUCCGGACGAAAACGUCUUCGCGGAAUUACGGAUAGCACAUUGCCGACGUAAUUUUCUCCUAUACCGUGGUUUUCUUUUUUUUUUCCAUCGAUAAACAACGACGUUCCGCAGACGCGGAGUUAAAAGAAACGUUAAAAAGUUUGAGGUGAAAAUAUUAAAAAACCGAAUGAAUUCGAUGCGGCCUGUGCUUCUUUUUCUUCAACGGAAAACUAGUCGCUCUACGGGGCGGGAGGAUUUCCCUGUGUUUUCGAGCCGACAAAUAUUUUAUUGCAAACGUUUUUUCUAUCGGUUAGACAUCAAUUAUUAUUAGUCGCAAUCACCGCCCAUCUAUUUAGCUAUACACAGGACCUCACUCCCCGCCAUAGUUUAUUUAUAUAACGUGCAGCCGUGCUUUUCGUUGCGGGUCGUGGAUUUCGGUUUAUUAUUGUCGGUAACGUUAACUCGACUUUUCGGCCUUGUUUCGUGUAAAAACAUUAGUGAUUGACUGGCGAUUAACAUCGACUGGUGGCACUAACCGAAAAUUUGAUUCGAGUCCUCCGUGCCGUUUUGUACCAAUCACGUAAGUACAAAAAAACAAAACAAAAUCCCGAAUUACUCGAUUACUUACAGAACGUCAAUAAAGUUUUACUUAUUUAUAGAGUCGGAUAUGUAUACGUACUUGACCGUUAAAAUGUUUUCAAAAUGAUAUUUGUUAAUUUCACGCACGCCCGUAUCGUGUAUAGUUGUAAACUUGUUUUCCCUUGCGAGUGGUACAAAACAGUUUUGUUUCUUUUUUUUUUUAUUGUUCAAUAGCUGUAUAUCUCAGAUUUUUUUCAUUUUAGACAAAUAAAAUCACUAUUCCAAAUAUUAACUUCCGUGACGUUUUCUCGAACAAUAUCCAAACAGGUUAAGGUUAAAUACAACCAAACUAUUAAGUAUUUGCACCGGUCGAAAAUUUUUACAUAAUUCUACUUUUUUUGCACUUUUACGUACAAAAUGGUUGUUUGGUACAAGUAGUUAUUAUCUUCAUUCGUCUUUAUUACUCGGACAUAUUCAUUUCACAUAAACACACACGUACACAUAAAACGUAUUCGAAAACUUUGUAAUUUUAUCUAUUUGGAAAAUUGAGGUCAGUUUUUUAUUUCCCUUGGUUUUCUUCUAACAUAAAAGAAACAAACAAUUAAUGUUAUAAUUUUUUUUUUUGAUUUUUGAGUUACUAAUAAUAUUCCACUCAGAAUCGUUGUUUGUUAGCUAUUGUUCAUCAUUGUGUACCGAUUCAAAUUAAAUCAUCCAAUAUAUACUCCCUUUCAACUUUCCUAGUAAAACAGUGACAUACCUAUCAGCAGUUUCGGACUUUUGCUUUUAGAAAAGCCGUUUACAAUAUUCGAUUAGGUAGGUGUGUGUGUUUUCUUCGAAUUACUUCCGAGCUAUUUCGAUCGUACUUAUGAACAUUUUUGAUUUCCACCGUGAUUGCAUGCGUUAUCGUUUCGCAAGCAAUUAUUUCACAUCGCUUGUUAUCGAAACAAAAUGUCCGUAAAUAAUAUUAGGUACAUAAUAAUAAGUAGUUAUUUAAAAUACUUACCUCGAAACUCGCCUCUACAUUGCUUUCCUGGGAAAAGGAUCAAUAGGUAAUUAUAAUUACAAUAUUAUGUAUUGUAGAGCGAAACAUGCGCGAUUGCUACAGAAACCUUAUUAAUCAAAGGACUUUUCUCCGAACAAGGUUUUUUUUUUUUAAUAUUAAAUCCAGCGUUUUAGAUAUACGCACAGUUUUCGUUUUAUUACGAUAAAUUUAAUUUACUUUUUUGUACGCACAACUAUAUAGGGACAACCCCAUCCAUUUAUCGUGAACCAGCGAUUUUCUUAGUAUAUUCUAUAUGCGGAUUUCCGCGAGGUUUUAUUUUAUAAACACUAAAAUCAAUGUUUUAUACCUUUAUUAAAUGAAUAUUCGAAUCCGGAAGACUAUUCGUAUUUUGUCGAAAACCAAAAGUGUGUAUGUAUUCAUUGAAGGUCUGAGCGGGACAGCUUAUUGUAAUUAUUGAAGGGAAACAGGUCACAGUGGUGGGAGGGGCGACGAUAUAUUCUUCAUUCUUCCACCAUCGUUUUACCGGCUUCCAAUAUUCGGAACGUUUCAAUCGAAAAAGUUCCGCGCCGUUGGUACGACUGCAAAAUAUAUUAUUGUAUAAUACGUUUUUAUUUUGUAAGUAAGGUAUGUAACCGUUUGGAUAAUUUUUCCGACGACGACCUAAUAACCCGUUACAAAUAUAAUACACUCGUAUAAUUUUAUUGUCGUGCGGUGUUUUUUAUCCCUGUUUUUUUUUUUUUUCUGUAUUUUUAUUAUAUCACGUCGGGAGAACGAGAUCGACCGGAAUGGUCGGGACCAUAAACCGGCGGAACGGCUCGCGCCGCGCGGGGGCGGAGGCACACGUGAACUUGUCACCGGGCCAGGGAACGGCGCGCGUUUCGUUUGUGCGCACUAAUAAUAUUGUGUACUCGAUUAUGUUAAUGGCCGUACGAAAUUGGCAGUCCAAUUACCUCGGCGUUUCGGAAAAUCGCCGUUGCCAAAUCGAAAUGCCACACACACACGCGCACACACUCACGAUAUCCCGGUACGAAUACAAUAAAUAAAAUUAUCGUACAUCGCGGCCGAUUCGCACCGUGUAAAUCCGUCGUUACCACGGUUAUAAUAUCUAUGGUUACUGUUAUACGGCCUGUCGCACGUCGACCUACGAUGCGUACAGUGUCUACCGGAUUAAUGAGUCCGCGCGUGCAGUCCACGAGACACGAGACGCUCGACAUCGCUGGCGUAUUUAAUCAUUCUCUCGAACCGCCACACGAGCGAUAGCAGUCUGGAAAUCGGACGGUCCGGGGGAUUUAAUUCGAUUGCCGAUUUAUGACGAUCUUAUCGUAGCCCGACCGCUGUACGCAGUAGUAUCUGUAUAACCGUGGUCGUAACCGAGUCAACCGGUCCGGUUCGUUGUAUAAUGAGAGGUCAAGUUAGGUUAGGUUAGGUUCACUUCUCGCAAUAUUUAGCUUUUAGUCGAUCAGAACAAAUUCUAUAGGGAAUAUCGAUACGAUUACGGCCGCGCAUUAAUGAUUUAUUUACGUCGAAUACCUUGUUGAAAUGUACCUUCAGAAAUAAAUUCGACGUUUAGAGGGCGUAUUAGACGUGUCUUUGUUUUAUCACGAAAAAAUCGUUGUUACGUUAAAUUGAUACGAUGAAUUUGGAAAUCGUCGAGGACACGGCUCGCGAAAAACGCUGAACUAUACGGUAUAGGUAAAGCUCUAUUUUAUAUAGUCUCUGUAUGAAUUCUCAUUUUGUCGUUGUAGAAAUAAAAACGAUACCGCUGUACAAUUGAGUAUAUAUAUUGUUUUGUUUUACAACUCAAACGAGACCAUAGAACCCAGUGUCCUUUUCUCCGCGACAAUCCACCUUAAAUAACUCUAUAUAUAUACUUGCCUAUUUUCGAUGUUUUCAACAAAAUUGACGGACUGUAUAGGAAACCUCUGUUCAAAAACGUUUCCGAUUGGGCGUUUAUUCCGUUGGAAGAAUGAGAAUUUAUCUGUAUCUCAAAAUAAAUAUCGAAGAAAACUAGCAAUGGCAACGUCGCACAGUAUAAUUUACUCGUAUUUUAUGUUCGACCGUGUAUAUGGGUAUUGGGUUCCAUUUUUUUUUCUCGUUCCUUCGAUAAGCCGACAAAUUUGCUCAGUCGUGCCGAAAAAAGGUCGUUCCACGCUCUAUGGCCGUGUUGUAGUCUUAAAAUUUAACCACGCCGUAUAUAGGUAUACACCGUACGCAUAUUAUACAUAUUAAAAUAAAUUUCGUGUCUGUAUAAUAACGAAACUGGUUUAUCGGAGAAUUCGUCGUCGGCGACAGACAAAACGAAAGGGAUAUUUUAUUUUGUAUUUUUUUACUUUCACUCCUGCCGUGUGGUCAGCAGAAACGAUAGCACGUGAAACCGUCGCGAGAAGAAGUGUACUGACUGUAGGUACAGUCGGCAUUCGAAAUACUCGGGUUUUAAUCGAACAUCAACCACGUUUACAAUAUUGUAAGUAGCACACGCGGAAAAACGUAAUAUCAUUUAUAAGGAGAUCGAAAGCGGCGAUUCGCGCACGCGACGUGCUAAUUUUUUAGUCGUAUCCCGAUCAUUAUAGCGAUAGUGAGCAAUAACGAUGCUGAAAAAAGAUUGCAAUUCGUCACCGUGAUCUGUUCCUACAGCCCUGAUUGAUCUUACUGCGUCUUUAUCCCUUCGAAUCCCGCCAAAAAUCAUCUAGAAAAAAAAAUCUAAAUCCAAAAAUUGUCCUUUUAAAUUUCUGCGAGCGUACCCAGCGAUGUUGUAAUGAGAUUCGUUUUCUCAGAAAAGUAAUAAUGUACACAUUUUUUCAGGCCAUUAGAUACGGACUUUUCGUCUGAUAUUAUAGUACUUGAUUUAAAUCAUUAUAUCGAACUAACUCAAUACUUCUCCCAAAACAUUACACUUAAUAUUUCUCUUUUAAAGCAUUUCCGUCGGUAAGGUUUUACUUAAAAUGUGUUUUUUUUUUUAUGUAACUGUCAACGAUUCACCCACCCCCUAUUGGUCCUAUUUUGUACUUGCCUCCCUCCGUCAAGCGAUUCUUAUAUCACUACUGUACUUAUUGAUUGAAAGUAAACAUUUGCAAUGCCUUUGAAGGGCGAUGCAGCUUGUAUGAAGUAUAAUAAUAUAUUAUAUUAUUUUUGUUUGCAUAUAAUAUUAUUGCCGUGGCUCGUUCUAUUAUCGUGUGGAGUUCAUGCAGCAAGAUAAUUUAUAUUUUGCUUUAAUAUAAUUAUUAUUUUUUGAAGAAAAAAAUAUGCCUGCGUGUAUUUUUUUUUACGAGAGGCACUGUUUGCUGAUGUUUAAUAAUUACUUUGACGUGUAAAAUAAGUGGUCUCCCGCGUACAGUAUCAUGCAAUAAUAAUAAUAUUAUGUACGAUGUCAAAUACUCAAAUGUACGUGAUGUAUAUAAAACAUGAUGAAAAGAUCCACAAGUGGAGAAACCGCCACCAUUUGCUCACUGGAGUUGUUCAUAGGUACCGGGGCACUGUGAAUUCCCCCAUCGCCCGGUGCGAAGGACCACUACAAGUAGGGCUGCAAUAAUUUGUACAGCGGCAGCCCCUCUUGUACCUAUAGAAUAAUACAAAUUGGCAAGUUUCUACCGACCUCAGCAUUUCGAGAGCAUUUUCAGAAAUUAUACUCAUGUCUCGUUCCGCAUGUAGGAUUUUGCGUCCGAACAAAAAAAAAAAACUUCGUCACAAUAUUUUAGUCACUAGUUUUACAAAGGUGAAAGUUUUUUCUCUCUCGGAAGACUUUUUCGGUAAGUAAACACGCUCUAAUUUGUCUAUGUCAUACCUCAAAAAGUACGGAAUUUCUUCUCGGUGAUAUCUACUAUUUUAUAUGAGAUAUUUGUCAACAUUACAAACGGUUCGCCUAUAUGUCUAUUUUGUGGUUGUUUGAUUUUUUUUUUUUUAUUGUGAUUACUGGGUUACCUCGAUAAUAACGGAUAAGUACACCACUAAUUAUACUACUCUGCUCAGAAUUGAUUUAUCGUUUGCAUAUAGGUACAGUAUCUAAAUCAAAUUACAUAUUACAUAUUACUAAAUACAUAUUACUUUCCUUCCACCACAAGCAAUAUUAACUUUUUAUUAUUAUUAUGUUCGAUUUGAAUUCCAUUCACUACUGCGUAUAUAGUUUGUUGAUCAUUAUUCAUCAAUUCGAAAUAAUGCACACUGAUGCAGUCGUGUUUUCGAUUCGAUAAUAGUCGCGAACGUUUGACAAUGCACACAUGUACCUGAGCCAUUAUAUAUAAAUGCAUCAUAAUGUACCUACGCAUUUUUAUAUGCUGAGCUCGGUACUUUACUACUUAAAGUGCCUAAAUAGCUUUCCAAUAUAAUGCACGAGCAUUCGCGUGGGGGGCCCAUUAAGUUAGUUCUGUGUGCGGUACUACGCUCUCGCCCUAAUGUGGUGCGCGUGGAUUGAGAGCGAAAUUUCCGGCAUACAGCUUUUGUAUAUGCGAAUAUUAUUAAAAAUAUAUUUAUGGAUAUAUUGUAAUAUAGUGUAAAAAAAUAAAUAUAUAUAUGGGGUUAAAAAGUCUGGUAAAAAGCAACUCGACCGUAAAUGCUCGUGUAUUUUUGGCGUUUACGUUCCGUUCAAAAAAAUAUAAUAAUAAAUAUAGUAUCGAUAGCUCGUAAAUAAUGUUGCGCGUAUAUAUACCUACACAACACACUCACUACAGACGUGCAUAUUAAAUUUAUUUCGUCGGUUUGUUGUUAACACCGUGCGAGCUCACAAAAAAAAAAAAAACAUAAAACUGGAAAAAAAAAAUAAGGUAAACCAGUCUUUAAAAAAAAAAAAAAUAAUGGAAAUAAUCGAUGUUGUAAUAAUAACGUUUUCCAUGUGCGUGGUGGCACUUACUUAAUCGGCAUUUUGAAAUGUAACACAUAUUAUCACAAUAAUAAGUGUUUGUGUUUACUGUUGUGAUUUGUGGGUGUCGUUAACAAAAGUUUACCCGUUAUAAUAACACAUGUAAAAUAAUCGUUCGUUAUUAUAUUUUCUGUCAUUCUAAUAAUAAUAUAUAACCACUCGUUAAUAAUUAUUAUUAUAUUAUUAUACUACCGUAUCAGGUACCGUUGUAUAAUUUGUUCCAUAAUAUAUUGUAUUAACACGGGGUGAGGUGUUCUCCGCGAUAGGAAUAAUUAUUUUAAUAAUAAUUUUCAAAGUUAAUUGGCUUUAUUAAUUUAUAAUUAAAUCGUUAUUAGUUUAAAUAGUAUAAUUUAUUACGAGUAGUACUAGAAAACAAUAUUAUUGCAAUAAAAUAUUUGCAAAUCAUUUUGCACCAGACUGGUUUUCUUUGAAAUAGCGGGCAAAGGGAAAGGUGGUCACUAUAAUCUUGAAUGAAAUCGUGCGUUGUUCUUUGCCUAUUUACAAUACCUUAUAUUAUUUUGCACAAAUAUUUCAAUUAUUUAGUAAAACGCGAUUAUGAUGAAAAUAGACUCGUCAUUAAUCACUUCGGCCUGCAGUCUAAUUAACGUAUUUAAAUAAAAUCAAAAUACAAUACCCAUCUGAAGAGAAUAUCUCCUGUAGAGAAUAUAUUAAGUAGUAAAUUCCGAAUAUAUUUUAUUUCAUCUUUUUCGUAUGGCCGUUACAAUAAUAUUUAAAAAGCUUUCGCUGUCAAAACAACAUAACGACUAUCCAUGUUUCGGACUACGGGCGUUACGAGGGGAAGCAAGAUCGGAAAACUGUCCUUCUUCCCCUCGAUCUAGUAAUUCCUAUGUUUGGUGUAUUGAAAUGAACAGUUUACUUGAUAAAAAAAAAUCGUCAUUGAUUUUUUAAUACCUUUGCUUCCAUGAAAAAAUAUGUCUGCUGACGCUCACGUCUAUCCGGUAUUCCACACCGAAAUUCCAAAUUCUUUAGACCGUCUUCGAGAACGUCGGUCCAUCCUUUACUGGGUUUAACGUCGGAUCUAUUAUCUCGAGACUUCCGUUUUAGAUUUGCUCUAACAUUAUCAUCCUCUAUUCUCCUCUUUAUAUAAUAUUUUAGAUUCAAUUCAUCGUUUGUUUCUCGAACAAGAUCGAUAAAAUCGUACACUGUUCAAAAAAAAAAAAAAAAUCUAUUUAAUAUAUCGUCAAUGGAGUUAGUUGAUCGCGUGUCGAAUUAAAUAUUAAUUAUAUUUACGAGAUUAAUAAUUAUUUAUCACAACAAAACAAGACUGCCAGUGGUUGUGUGUUUCGUGCGAUUAGUACUAUUAAAUAAAAUUCCGUUGUUUUAUUUUGUCUAUCCUUGACGUCUUGAUUCGCUUUAUAAUAGUAUACAAUCUCAAAGCUAUGAAGUUUUAUUUUUAAAUAAAAAAAUAAAAAAACUCAUAAAAUGUUUACGACGAUAAAACGAGCAUACCUGAAUAAAUAGGUAUAUUACUUACAUAUAUUUAUAUUUUUAGUUAGUGUUUUAUUCUUUCAUUUUUUUUUUCACCAUUCACGAUUUACUUCUUUUUUAUCGAAUAGUUUCGUUACUUUUGGUGGCUUCCUUCUGGACUAAAUGACCUACACCUCAGAAAUUAUAGUUGUUUUAUACGCGGAUUGAAGUGAUACAAGUUGGGUUGAAUUUCAAUAUAAAUAUCAGCGAAUGGAGGGUGUUUUUUUUAGCUUCGAACAUCCUUGCAGAUCUCCCAGAUGAAGCCAAUAAUGUGCGUGGCAUAAUACUGAGGAUGUUUUUUUUUAGGUAUUUCAAUUUUAAACUCCUAUCCUUACUGUUUUAAAUCUCAAAUUUAAUAAUUUGUAGUACUGUUAUUAUUAUAAUAUCUCGUGAUCGCGAUUAUUGUUACACAAAGAAUAUUUCCGUUAUAGAAAAUAGGCGGGGAGGGUGGGGAAUUCGACUAUAGUGAACGAGUUACUCCGCUGUCCUUGUUUUUUUUUUUUUUUUAUAAUUGUACGUUUGAAAAUUUCUCGUUUUGUUGAUUCGUAAAUCAUAUUUAUAUACAUAAGAGAAUAGGUUUAAGUCUCAUAAGAGAGGAACGCAAAAUGUAAUAAUAACACGUUGUCGGGUACGAAAACCUCGCGGGUUAUAUGAUUAUAACCUUAUAUUGAGUCGUCACGAGGACGUUUCAGCAGUGCACACGGUAGCCACUGCUGAUACGACGGCAGAGGGAAAAGAACAAUAACGAGGCCAAAGUAUAAAGCGACCUGUGUAGUUCAUCCAAUGAAAACGGUGUACGGGUCGUAAUAACUAAUAAAAUAAUAAUAAUAUUAUUAUUGUGUUAUUUGUCUUUCUCGCAGACAUCUUCAGCUUCUUCGCUCGUGUUUUUUUCGACAAGGACGACGCCACGGCGGGUAGUGGAUUUAAUUCGGCGCAAAAUUAUGGACCCGAAAUAAAUUAGAUACCUAGCCAUUAUUAUUAUUAUAUCUGUCGAGAGUAUGACGACGACACAACAGCUGUGGCGAUUCUAGUCUCGUUUGCCGAUAUCUCUAUACCUAAAUUAUUUUAUCACCAUAGUAUGUUUACUAUGGUUACUACCAGUGUUACUAUGAUGUGUAUAAAAAAGUUUUAAACGUUUCUUACUAUUUGUUUUAAUUCACGUUUAGUUUUAAUAUUUUAAACGGUUUAAGAUAGACGGGAAUGACUAUAUUAUGUUCUGUCCCAUGUCCCUAUAACUCUCAUUAUAAGCUCGCUCUGUAUAUCUUAUCAAUAUUUGAUAAGAAAUAAUGAUGCUUGUUGCUUAUUGAUAAAAAUCUAUUUUCGUGAAAUUUAACUUUCAAAUGAGUGGACUUUUUUCUAUUUAAAACAUCUGGUUUUUUUUUUACGACUUUUACUAUAUCAAUUGUGUUUCAAACACGAGUUUAAAUUUAAAUUAUUUCCGUACACUGGCCCACACUGCCUUCACAUUUUAAUUUCGCAUUUUUUUACUGGGUUCUCCUGUUGGCUACAGUAUACUACUGGAAAACAAUAAUUAAUCCACUACGAUUACUGGAUUAACGUUAAUCUAGUUAAAUGAGCGCUUCUCAAAAACCUUUUUUUUUCUUCUUUUUAAUUACCCUAUAACAUCCCUUAUUUCCACUAUCCGUCUACAACAGUGGUCUACCCGUGACGCUGUGAAGUACACAAUAAUAUUAUGUUCCGUUCUAGUUUCAUUACAAUAUUAAUAAUAUCGAAAUAGGUGUGUCCAAUUUAUUGAUUUAUUUUCGACAUUUUUCACCGGUUACAAGUACCUAUACCCACAACGAACUAUCUCACUCUUGUACUAAAAAAAAAAUGCACGACGACGAAGACAAAACAACAGUGACCUAUAUUAAAAAAAAAAAAAAAAAAAAAUCGUACACCCGUUUCUGAUGCAUAUUGAAACAUUGCCAUUAAAAUGUCGCAUUUUAUCCAAUAUUUCCAUUUGCAGAUAUUAUUUUUAACUAGUAUUACCGCAUUGGAGAAUCGACGCGACAACGAUACGUUAUAAUAAACCAUCGGGGCACGCACAUAAUCGUAUUAAUUAUUAUAUAAACUGCUGUGAAAUCGCGUUAUUAUUGCGUAUAACAUAUAAUUAUAACUUUAAAGUAAAUUCGUCAAAUCGUGUUUUAUACAGUAUAUGUUUAUAUUCACGGGACGCACUUCGCACACAUCAAUAUUCGCGAUUUCGAGUUGAUAAUAUUUUUACAAUGCAAUACCGUGUGUAAGACAAUUAAUAUUCCGCAAUCGUGUUUCUCGUCGGUAAUUACCAUUGUAUACUAUUUACAAUAGAUAGACCGCGCUUAACACUCAUUAAUUUGAGUGUAACACGCUGAAGCCAACAUAUUAUUAUUAAUAUUUGCGAAAAUGUCAGGCUCAUAUUAUAAUAGGUAUAGUUGGCUAUUUGCAUGAGACCGUAAAGGAUUCUCGGUGUAAUAAUUGAAUAUUGAUUACAUUGUUUGUAUUUUAAAUUUUAUGAGCGUUAUCAUCAAUCCUUAUGAAUCACAGAUGUAUAGUAUGAUGAAGGAUGAUACUGCUGAUGAGUAUACUAUUGUUUUAAAAGGGGAAUUGUAAGGAAUUGUAUAUUGGAUAAUUUGGAUAAAAAAAAAAAAUAAUAAAUAAAAUGAGACACGAGCAUGUCUCCGUAGCGCAUAACAAUAUUAUUACGUCGUACGAUGAUUCGGUACAUAAUGUUCGAUCGAUGCUGCGGUAUUAUCUAUUAUAAUUGUACGGUAAUUCAUAUACACACGACGCGAGUGCUGGCGGAAAAUCGUAAUAAUAAUAACGAUGAUAUUAAACUGCUGAUGAGUAUACUAUUGUUUUAAAAGGGGAAUUGUAAGGAAGGGUAUAUUGGAUAAUUUGGAUAAAAAAAAAAAAAAAAAAAAAAAAAACUGUCUCUAUUUUAUCAGCGAAUAUGUCAAUAACAUUAUUGUAGACACGUCGUUAUGAAAAUAAAAUGUUUUCUUUCGCGUUUCCAUGGCGUCUCGUUAAAUUAUAAAUGACCCGAAUUCGCGGCCGUAAACGCACACCACGCGCGGGUACGAUAAUAAUAUUAUAAUGUAUACAAAUAAAAAACUGUUUUUUUUUUUUUUUCAAAUGAACAUGUGUAGGUGCACACACGCGGAUUUAACAAAUAAUUAGCCGAGACUCUCGGAAGCGUCGCGGCGUAAUUAUACUGUCGUGUCCGCGCACUUUAUUUUCGGGACCAUGUCGCUGUACGAUCCGGACACCAUCGCGCCUUUUUACACGAAUCCGCGCGUCCGUAAAUCGUGAAAUAAUUUAUAUUAUGCACUUUAAAUAAAAAAAUAAUAAACGAUAAUAAUAAUAAACGCGCGCGCGGAGAAAAUCGAUUUUUUUUUUCUGUUGAGAACGAAAUGUUUGUGCGUGCGUCUGGCUGGCGAUGCCGCGUGUUUUCGUCCGUUAUCCGGACAAUAUAAAAUAUAUUCCGAGGGGACAGAUGGCGAGCAGACGGCGCGGAAGAGACGCGCGUGCCCCGGUCUCUCCCUCCCGUUCUCACUCGCACGCCACCGUUCCUCCCGCCAGUGUACACAAUAUUAUAUUUAUUUCCCGCUCUCUUUCUAAUUUUGUAUUUUUUUUUCCCUGUUGUUUCCUCACCACCUGGCCCCCGCUUUCACGCGCAAACCCGAACAGAUGUCCCGGGGACCACGGCGCAGAUCUACCAACCCCGGGAUACGUACGUUCGGCGCACGAUGGUAAAUUCUUAAUCGUCCAUAUUACAGUGUUGUGUAUGCUAGUUCGGUAUGUACGACCCGGGGGGAAUUAACACGGUAUUAUGGAGUAUAGUAUUAUAAUAUCCGCGGUAAUAAAAACGUUUAGUUUUCUACCGCGACCCGUUCGAUUUCCCACGAUCAAUGUCGGUUUGUUCCGUAUAAAUUUUUUUUUUUUUUUAGUUUUCCACCAAGUUCACGUAACCGAUUUUAUUUUUAUUUUUUAUAGUUUUCAAUAUAAUUAUCAUAGAGAUUGGACCGCGACGACAAUCGCCAUAACAUUAUAUUAUUCACAUCCCUUAGCAGACGCGGGUCUUGACAUUCAAUUAUUGAAACACGCGAGUCCGCGAACGGACACACAAGAUAACAACAACCGUCGGAAAAGCGUUCCCUUUGAUAACGCGAGGCAUAUUAAUAAUAACACAGGUUAGCCGCAGGUUUAAAAUAAUCGCGAGUGCGAUAAAACAUAAGUCGUGAAAUCCGGACGGUGUUGAAUUAAUUUUGUAGUGUGUAUAAUUUAAAUUCUGUUUGCGGGUCUGUCCGUCCGGCAUCCACUUUACAUAUUUACAGUUUUAUUCCGAUGCGACUUUGCACACUUGACAUUUAAAACUCGAGGACGAGCGCUGUUUCCUUUCUAUCUAGAAAUUAAAACCGCUAAAGAUGGCAGACACAGGGUUUUUAGUAUUUUUUAAUUGAAAAUUGACUUUUUUUUUUUUUGUUGAUUUACGGGUUGCCUCGGUGGCACGGAUGAACAAAAAACAGUUGUUAGUGUAUUAUUUUAAUUUCGUUUGCUCAGGCAAGGACGUAUCCUUUUUAAAAGAUAGAUUGCCGGGCAACAUCGAUUAACUGCGAUAUAGGGAUAACGGUGGAAACGGAGAAACACGUUAAAUAUAAUUUGUUUUAUUGAUUUUUGUUUUUAAAAGGAAUGAGUUCGGGACAUUCCGGAUAAUUCGUUUAUGUUAAAUAAAAAUACUAUAUCGAAACUGCACAGCGGAGGGCAAGCCUUACAGAGUCAUGACACGUUUGGGUACACUAUAAAUCUCUUGAUAAAUAACUCGUUUGGGUGUCUACACUAAAUUUUUUGAAAAAGUAAGCAACAACACAUGAUAGUACCUACCUUUAAUUGUAUAGUGCAAUACGUUUUGUUUAAUAAACGUAUUUUUCGUAAAAAAAAAAAAAAAAAAAAAAAAAAAAUCGUUAGAGCCUAUUGGCGUUAAUUUCCCCACACGUCGAGUCUCGAACACCGCGGAAAUGCUUAUUGAUCUAAAUCUCAACCGAAUACCAAGUCUAUCGCAGCUUAUUUGUAAUCUAAUCUGAUAUGAUGACAGUUAUUGUCGUCAAAAUAGUUCAUAAAUCAUUUAGGCUAUAGUGAUUUUGAUAAUAUAUAGCGCAUCGGUGUGUUUUAUUUGUGUACCAAUAAACGUAACCUAACCGAUAUACCUCUUGCGUUUAUGGUUGGAUAUCGAUCGCGUGGUGGUGGUGGUGGUGGUAGUGGUGGUGUAUACAAACGGGGUAUAAAAACUAUCAAUGAAAACUCAAUAAAUACAUAGGUACCGCGGUCGUUAUUUUUUCGUUAACAAGGACUUUAUUUGUGCGGUUCACUUUAUUAUAUGACGUGUCGUCGUGUUAUUUAUUUUUUCCUGCGGUUUUAUAUGUAUAUAGUGGUUUUUCUAUUUUAUCAACGCGAAGACGCCAAAGGUCGAACGGGGAAUAAAAACGCACACAAAUAUUUGCUCAGAAUAUAUCGCUACGGUGUUAGCGCGCUGUAUAAAUAUUCACAAUACAAUAUUUCGCGUACUAUAUAAAUGUAAUGUACAAUAUUACAUAUUGUAAUACUAUACUGUACCUAUAUAGCAUAUAAUAUAUGUGAGCUUGUACGACGUCCAAUCGGUUUUUUUUUUUUCGAAUCUAUAUCCAUACUCGGUCAGGUCGUAUAGACAUUAGGCAUAUAUAAUUACCGUUAAUAAUCAAUUAUUAUUCAAAUAGAAAUGUUAAAUACCUACUACGUAUUAUAUUGUAGAUAAACGAGUCGAUUAUACUUGGGUAUAUAUUUAUAGGGAAAACGACGACACGUCUCUCCGUGCGAAAUGCAUAUUUACACUAAUUAAAAAACCUUUUCUUUACUUAAUUUCACGCUUGCACUUAUUAUAAUAUUAUAAAUUAUAUUACACGUAUAUACUUACGAUUUUGCGCACUCGCCGUAGAGUACCCCUUGAUCUCGUUUACAGUCUUAUGUCAAACGCAAACCGCGUAUAGUAGAUACGAGCUAUUGACCAUAAUCCGGAAAAUCGUAUUAUAUAGGUGGUCCUAUCAUAUUAUAAUAUUAUCGUCUAUCUCCAUUACGGUUUUCGUCUGUCCUUAUACGAGGUGAUGUUUUUGCAGAUUUUUAUACCAGCCGAUUGCACGGGAAUUCUAUUAGAAUUAUUAAACUUCCAGUGGGCCCAUAUCGCAGUGCAAUCUAUUAGCGAGCUCUUUACAUCUUAUUAUACUGCAAUCGUAUAUUAUACGCAGACAUUUCCAGCGACGUCCGAUCGAAAGUCGUCCGGCCUUAGGAUACACGCAUCACCAUCAGUUUUUCCCAAACUUUUUCUCAUAACGUUCGCGUCCCGCACUACUAUCCGUCAAUAAUAAUAACCUUUGGUUAUUAUAUUGUCUUCGAUAACUAACCGGAUUUUUCAGAAGAUACACAUGGUAAUAUCGCCCAAUUUGGCGCUCCCUGAAAAUUAAAACCGAGAGGGCGGCAGUACUCGGGUUGCGAACCCCUGUUACAAACGGCGAAAAAAAAAUAAUAACAUACGCAUCGAACCUUUCUUGGCUUACCCGGUCGCGGGCUGAAAAUUCCGUGAUACACCAAUACAAUAUACAAUACUCGUGUGACACAAUGGAAUUUCAAACCUUUCGAUAUUCCGGUUAUUUAUAUUUGUAAUAUUUGUUUUUUUUUUUCCGUCGUUCCUGUCGUCAAUUUAAUAUAUAAUAUGAUCGCCCAUUAUAAUAUUAUACGUUCGAAAAACCAAUUGCACAAAGAUGUCCGUUGGGGUUGGAAAGAGAAGAAAUUCUGGACAGCGCACAAAUGACACGGGCAUUAACAACAUAAAUCGUAUACGAAAAUACUUCUACGUUCUACGCGAUUGAUUGAAAACGUUCUUUUUUUCUUUUUGUCUUUUUUAGACCUACCCAAACGAGUUUCAUAUGCUAUUCGCGGAUAUUGUCCUUUGUCGUCCAGUAAGUCAAUUUUUUUUUUGUCAAUAGAACGCGGUUUGGUUUGCUCUACCUAUAUAGAACCCGUUCCAUCACGACAGGAAUAUAAAUUCCCCCGAUAUUUUAUCUAUUAUUAUUAUACGAACCUAACGGAACUUCUUGUUAUCAUAUACGAGUGGUAUUUAAUAACAAUGUAUUAGGUAGUAUAAUAAUUUAAUAGAAUUCACGGAACGACGUGCAGCAAUACGAAACAAAUAUACAGGGUGUCUCGCCGUGCGUGUUUCGUAAUAAGAAACUUGUUCUGCGCACAUGGAGUUUGCCCCAGAUUUGGAAUAAACGAUAUAGCCAUCGUGCGGAAAGAAAUAAUUUGAUUGAAAACAUCGCUUAUAGAGAUUUAUUAUCCAUGGAUUAAAAUCGAUUUAUUUUGAUCACGGUAUUAUAAUAGGCCGUGUACAGAACCUCAAACUAAGAUAAUGUGGUCACGAUGAGGUAGGCGAGUGGUGGGAUCAUGGUUAUUGUACCGUUUCUUCUUGGACUGGGAAACAUGCGCUGUGAUAAGGAAAAUACGUGUUUUUCCGACAUGCCUGUUUAUUUAGUAUUUUCUAGUUCAAGUAUAUGCCCGGAGUCGCAUUUUGUAAAUGUAUGUGCUCUUAGAACCAAUAAGUUCUUCAAGUAGACCUAUACCUUAUCAUACGAGUCAAUAUGCGUUCUGAUUGUUCUGGUGGUAUUUCAAUGGAUUAAAAUAAUGUCAAUGAAAUCAAUGCGGUCAACGAUUGUCAAAUUCGUUUUUAUCGAAUAAGUUAAGUUUUAAAAUUUUACCUCGGCUUUUUCUUAGGUAAUCCGUGGCGGUAUUUCAUCGAUUAGGUAGUAGGUUUUUCUAGGCUUACGCUUAAAACACUAAAUUCCCCGGAGAAGCAUUAAGUUAGGACCAACAGUGUUAUUCAUCGACUUUAAGGGAGGGGGGGAGAGGGACAGAAAUACGCAACCCGGAAACGUUCGGUAGAAAUUUUAAUCAAUUUUUCCUACUGUAAAAAAAUGUUUACUGCGCAACGAAAUAAAAAUAAAACAACACGAUAAUAUACUUGGAAGUAAAAACAACGUUUUAAGCAUUUAAACUAUAUAUACGACACGCGUAAUAAUAUUAUUACGUACCUGCCUAACGUACACUAAUUAUAUUAAUGAGACUUCACAAAACAUUAUAAUUAUAAACAAUUAUUAAAAAUGCAGUGCUUCUGAGAGCUAAUAAAAAUCGUAUUUGAACGGACCGAAAUAAAAUAUAAUAAUUUAACGGACAUUUUUCGCGUUGACGUUUUCUGUGCAGGCACUGCACGCGCGUCGCGUUAUGUGAAUUAUGAUAAUAUAAUUAUAAAUAAUAAUUUAUAAUGUUACAUAGGUAUGUAUAUUUUUCGACCGAAAUUUACCAAACGAGUACGAUGAGAAACAAUUAUUACAUGGCCAACGUUUAUUUUCCUCCGUGAUUUUCGCCCGCUCUAAAUAUUUCAAACGCCGCACGCUGCGUGUUCGUUUGCCGUACGACCGAAGACCUCUUCAAAGUAUUAUUAUAUACGAUACAGCUGAAACGAUUAUUAUUCCGCCGUGUGUGCGGUUCGUGGGCCGUGAUGGGGGGGGGGAGUGGUGCGGAGGGAAAGGGGUUACGGUAUAUUUUUAGGCCGUCUGAACGCGGUGAUGUUUGAUGAACGGAAAAUAAAAAAUCGCUCGUACCUUACUAUUUGUUUUCCUCCGCCCCGUGUUACGUGCACUAUGCGAGUACUGGACUGCGCUUUGCUGCGAUUCACUUGAUUUGCCUUAGACUAAUAAGACCCGCGACUACGAUUUGUCAUCGGGGCGAUUUUUUAUUUUUCGUUUUAUCGGAAUAUUCGGUUCUGUUUUGUGUCUAAUAACAUUUUACCGUUUUGCAUUAUACAAUGUCGCAGCCGUCGUCGUACACAACGCUGCCGCGGCACUCACGUCACCAAUGGCCGAGUUCCAAAAUAAAAGAAACGUACAAAUUUUUAAUCAGAGACCACAGAUAGAACAACGUACACGUGAACCGUUUUAUGUAUUUUUUUUCCUCUCUAUAAUUUCACUACUUCUUCUAUAUCUCGAUAAGCAUCUCCACCGGGCCACCGUCGCUUAAACAGCGCGUGACGCGCUCGCAGCCGAAAAACGUUUCCCGUUCGCGCUCCAUUUCAUCGGACAAAAACCGUCGUCGUGACUUUUGACUCGAGCUAUAAGUCGUAGGAAUUUUUUAAUUUUUUCGUUCUUUUUUCCGUUUCCCCGUUUUGGUGGGGCGAACGGUAUAAAAACGAAUUGCGCAUUAUGUAUUAUAUUAUUAUUUAUUAUUGUGUGUGCAUUGUUUCAAACCGCAUUCAGAACUCGGUUAUAAUAACGUAGGUAUAUAGACGGUUUGCACCGGUCACCGCCAUGUGGUGAACGGGUUAUAUAUGCGUAUAUGUAUAUAAAAUGAAAUGAAAAAACGACCCGACCGACCCAAUAGAAAGUGGUCAGAGUAUCAUAGCGUAAUGCAAUAAUAAUAUACUUACGGAAUAUUAUCAGCAGUUUCGUUGAAAAACGCGUGUAUCGGACUAUAUUUACGUAUAGGUAUAAAAACAUAUUUUAUAGUAUUUUGCUACUCCAUAAACCAUUGAAAUAAAAUAAUGCAAAUAGGCGCAGAGAAAUCUUCAUAAAAAACCCCUGUUUCUUAUUGAUGUUAUUAUUUUUGAAAAACUCAUAAAAAUACUUGACGUUCAAACUUUUCGUUCUAUUUGUUUCAUUUCAAAUAAUCGUAUUAUGAUUGCUCGCACAAUUUAUAAUAUUCGAAUCGCGUUUACGAUGAUAUUAUCCACAAAGAAAAAAAGAAUGUGCUUUUUCGACAAAUAAUUGUUUUAAACGCGGAUUAAAUAUUGUACUCCUUUUGUUGUACCCUAACGUAUUAUUAUUAGGAAACACAUUUAUGUAAUAUAUAGCCGACGUAGUUUCGUAUUGGACCGACGGCGAGGAGGGGGAGGAAACGAAUUUCUAUUGGGACAUUCAAACUCUAAUAUUAUUAUUUUAUACUGAUUCUUUAUAAUUUUUGUAUUCUCCAUUUACGCUCCCCCGUAGUUCCGGGUAUUAAACUAACGGAAAUCCGAACCGAUAACAGGGUGAAACAUAUUCAGUUCUCUAGUCUUCUACACUGAAGAUUGAGCUUAUAAAGUAUUUAUUUUCUAUUUAUUUUUUUUAUUUCUGUAGAAAACUACGGUGUACGGCGUUACCUAUUUCUGUGUACUAUAAUGUAACUAACUGUACUGGCACUAUCGCAGCCGUUCUGUCUCUCUUCCAAAUUUAUUACAUAUUUACUACGUAUACUACACGCUAUUAUCUUUUAUUUAUUUUCUAAGUAUAUCUUGGUAAACGUUCUUUUUAAAUGUCCUGCGCGCGUGUGUAUACUAUUUUUACACGUGUACUUUUUUCUUUCUUUCUGUAGCGUUUUCUUCUUCUCUCUUCACUGUGUUUCGCUGUAGUAUAUUAUAAAUGUACAAGUUUUUCGACGGCUAUCGUUUAUUUACAUGUAAUAUAUUAUUUAUAUAGCGUAAAAUUGAUACAUUUCAUUUUGGACACAAACGUAUACCGCGACGAUGACGGGUCGUCGAAUAUUUUUUUUAAUUAUUAUAUGGUCUACACCUUUGACAAGACGUGAAUUAUAGACAGAGGUAUAUGAUUUAUGAUUUCUCCAUUGAUAUUUUUUUUUUUUUGUUCGUAUCACAUUAUUAACACACGUUAUUACUAUAUAGGUAUAGUAAAUAAAUUUGUUUUGGCCUACAUUAUAUAGUUGACAAUACUAUAAUUUGUUGUAUAUUUUAAAUAGUUAUGUAGACAAGGUGAUACUCGUACGUAUUUUGUAGUAAUUUUAUACACAGUUCUGUGUGAAGUAUUUUGAACAUCAUAAUAUGAACUAUAGUUUAGUCGUUUUAGAAAUUGAAAUAUUUCUGGAGUAUAAAUCAUCUUAUAAUAUAUUAGAAAUUCAUAUUAACUUUUCGUGUAUUUUUAUAUUUUUUAGAUUUAAACCGUCAAAUCGUCAACGUUUUACACUAGACACUGUUCUUUUUAUAGUGCUAUGAAAGAUAUUAUUGUAUAAGGUCUCGCAUAACAACCGGCAAACGUCCGUACCUAACAGCUGACACGUUUCCAGAAAAACUAUAUGAAGAAAUAUACAUAUUAAUUCGUAUUUAUUUUACAUUUGGACUACAAUUAUUAGAUUUUUUUUACAACAAUAAACAACCCGAGUUCAAGAGAUCAAUACUUAAGAAGAUUUUCGAUAGAAAAUUCGUUAAUAAAGUAUGAAUUCAUUACAGAUAAUUUGAAUGCCGCCAUUGUCAUGGUUUAAACCCUCGAAUUUUAUAUUCAAAAAUUUUAAAAUUUAAGUUUAAUACGCGUAAGGAAAUGGGAGAUUAUUGAAAAAAUAUUAGAAACUUUUUGAAAUGAAAAAUGAAAAAUAUGAUUGUAUAAAACCUAAUUAUAUUUGACCCCCCCCCCGAAUUGAAUAAUCGUGAAAAUUUAAGUGAAUACGCAAGUAAUUUAUUCGUUUUAAUUAGAAUUGAUUACUUUAUAAUCAUAAAUAAUCCGAAGUCUAUACAUAUAGAAUAUCUAAUAAAAUAAUAUUUACGAGAGCAUUUCACAGAAAUCCGACAAAAAAAUAAAAAUUAGUUAAAAAAUAUAAUACUUUGUUGAACACCAGGGGUAAAUGAAAACCAUAUUUAUGGAAAACGUUUAUAAGAAUAUUUUAUCGAUACAAUUAGUGCAGUGUGUACUUGCGCUGUUUCCUGAAUUUCAAUUAGGUAUUUUUAUUUUAUUAUUAUGCGUCGGUUGGAUUUUUUUUUUUUUUUAAUUCGAUUCCACUCGAGUUUUAUAAUAUCCGAUACGUUAUUACCCAUAUCGUUAUAAUAUUAUAAUCAUUUUUCGAUGCGAAUUUAAUUAGGUAAACCAUUUUUUUUUUUUUUUUUUUUUUAAUUAAUAGCUUAUCGUUUGGCAAAAGCGUUUUCAAACAAAUAUUGCCAUGUGGUCAGUAAUAUAUUGUACUGUGUGCAUAUGCAAAACUUUCAUUUGUUCAAUUUGAAUUUGUAAUACGUCGUCGUAGGUUUGAACAGCCUAUAGUCAAAUGUUAGCUUUAGGCUAAUAUCGUAGAUCAGAUGCGCCCUCUGCCGGCUUACAAUAAAUCGUCGUCAAGUGCAUUUUAUUCCGACAGUAUAAUAAAAAAAAAAAAAAAAAAGAAAUAGAGCCAAUACUGUUGUAUUGAAAUGAAAAAAAAAACUGGAAUGUCGCAAAACUCGCGUAUAGUGAAAAUAUCGACUAAUGGAUUUUCACCGGCAUCACUAUAAUAACAAUAACAAUAAUAAUAAUAUUAUGUUAUACCGUUGUCCUACUCUUAUAAUAUGUUAUGUUGUGCAUAAAUUUCACGUGCAGUUUAUCUACCUAUAUAUAGUAGGCUAUAAAUAUAUAUAAUAUACCUAUGGGUACUGAACCAGAACCGUGUUUGGAUUGUUUUUUUCCCGAACGUCUGAUGAGUUUUGUUGGUUUAUAUUUCUCUUUUUCAUAGUAUAAUCGAUUUAAAAACUCAUUAUUUUAUUGUUCGGAUAUUCCCGCCGGUCCGUCGUCAUCGGUUUGACAAAAAAAAAAACACCGUACUAUAUAUUAUACAUUACUAACACCGAUGUAGCAUCCGUUUGCGAUUUCAAAUAUCCGAGCACUAGAGUUCGACUGGUAAUUUUUUCACUAUUGGAUUUCAUAUCUGAUUUUUUAAAUCCACUUAUUAUUGAGACGUGUUAAAAAAACCUUAUCGAUCGUCAGUAUAAAACGCAUAUGCGGAAUGUACCCGUUAUAUUUAUUAUAUAGUGACCUAUUAAUGGUUUUUGAAGUUUACAUGUACGCGGUUCGCGAAUAACGGACUAAUGUUUUGACUAUGAACGUCGAGGCCAAAAAUCUCCGGUGAGAUCCGCACUAUCGAUUUUUAAUGGCCGCAGGCAUACCGACAAUUCAAAACUGAUAAUAUUACACACGCCUAAACGCAUAUAAUAAAAAUAUUGGCGAAAUAUGACGAAAGACCGAAUUUUAUUUCGCGCAAAACAUCUCUCGAAAUAAUAAUAAUUGAAAACGUUUCUCUGCGAACGCCACCGGCGCCGUUUGCGGGAAUCGGUCCAAAAUACAAAACGAGAGAGAAAAAACUUUUUAAUCUUCUUCCUUGUGCGACCGCGGCUGCGGGGUGACAUCGGACGCCGUCGGACUUUAAUUAUUACGAAGCCGGAAAAGAGGGAGGGGAUAGGGGAAAGCAAAAAAACAAACUCGACGAUUACAGUGGAAAGAUAAAACACGUGGCGUUCGAGGACCGUUGUCGGAACCCGAGACGAUAUUAUAAAAAUGCGUAUAAUAUCGAACGGGAUUUUUCUUCUCUUUCGUUAUUCUCUCUAGUGGCGACACGAAGGGAAAAAAAACGGGUGGGUGUUUAGAAAUAUAACAAAAAUUGUACAAAACAAAAGUCGUUAAAAGAAUUUUAGACUGUGGAAAUUUAGAUAAAUUGUAUUAAUGACCCUCGAGAAAACUCGGUCCCCUUUAUCCCUGGUUUGUAGAUUUUGGGGUAUUUUUGGUAGGCAUAGAAAAUUAAAUCGGCAAUUCUAGGUAAAAACGCUUCGCGCUGCCACUGAAUAGAUUUCCUCUGCUAUACUUCGAGGACGAAGACGUGGAUAUAUGUAUUUCUCGACUGCUGCUGGGUACCGCCACAGUGGCGUUCAAUUCAAAAACGAUGACUUUACCAAUAUUUAUACACCGUUAACGCCGGUCAUGGCGAGGGGCGCGAUCGUCGCCGUUGCGUGCGUAAAGUGCGAACUCGACGUCGCGGAAUUAAUACGUUCCGGACCAUUUAAUCGGACGCUGCCACAACCGCCGCCGCCUCUUAUCACGGAGCGUUCCGCGUCGCUGUGCUGAUAACGCCAACUCAGGACUUUGCCGUUGUGUAUUAUUAUUAUGCGUGGCGGCGGUGGCGGUGCGAUUAAUAGUGCCGCGUGCCGAUAACGAGCCGCGCUUAACCUUUUAGAUAUUAUUAUUACGUGUACCACCGCUAUAUACGUGAUCGAAACGGGGAAAGAAAAUUGUGUUCGAGAGAGCUGAAACGUGAAAAACAAAACAACAAAAAAAAAAACUCCGCGUUCAGACGUCGUUAUUAAUUAAUUAUUAAUUUUUUGUCGGGUAUUUUUUUUUUCACUUUGAAAUUCCGACGUUUUACCCCCGUAUAUAAUAUAUAUACGCAAUAUAUACAUUUUCUCCCCCGUCAAUGUGAUAGGAGGAGAGAAGAGAAUUAAUUAUAAUAUUAUUUAGGACCCCCGCCGUGUAUUGUGUGUGUGUGUGUGUGUGGGUGUGCAUUUUUUUUUUUAAAUUCAUGGCCCAAAGAAUAAAAUAUUUUGCAAAACGUAAACGACUAACGAUAGGGGGUAAGUAGUGAACAAAAACCGAAAAAAAGGUGGGUACGUGUACAUCGGAUUUUUAUAACCGAAAAUAAUACAGGCGCGUACGUAUUAUUAUUAUACUGAGGUAGUACCGGCUAUAUAGUGUAGUGUGUAUAGAGUACACAGAAAACGGUUUUUUUUUUUUUUGUGUUGUGGGUGAAAGGCAAACGAGAAAUGUGUAUAAUGAAAAGAACGAGGGAGAUAGGAAGAGUGAGAGAAAGAUACAUACCGCACACGGUCACCACUAUACCAGAGGUUAGUGGUAUACCUAUAUAUAAUAAUAUUUUAUUCUCGUGUAUAAUAUUCUGUGUAUAUUAGUGUGUGCGGCGUACGUACGUACGUACGUAUACGAGAUCGUGUUAUAAAUAUGAGCCAAGACCGCAGAACGAAUUGUAGUAUAUUGUCCGCGGACACCUUGAACGAUAUAAUAAUGUAUUAUGUGAUUUGUCGAUUUUUGUUUUCCCCACCGGCACAGUUUUCUUUCACAGACGGCCGCACCAAAAAAUAAAAAAUAAUAUUGGUCAAGAAGCCAAUAAUAUGAUGAAAAUUAUACUGUCGUCGUCUGCAGCGGCGGUGUACAGUUAUAAUAACAAUAAUAUUAUUCUAAACAGUUUUUGGCAAUGGCGUAUUUCGUUCGAUCGCAAAAACAAUUAUCGUCGUUGUCCACGGUGAUGCCGUUGACAGGGUCCAAUUUGUUGCUGCGGGAGACGUGGAAAUUUCACUAGGAACAAAUAAAAUUUCGCUACUUUCUCUUACGGGGAAAAAAAAAAAAAAAACGGACACGGAGAUAAUUUAAAAUUGAAUAACGAUAAUAUUAUAAUAACGAUAUCGCCGCUAAUCAAAACGCGUAAUUAGACGUUAACGGAGGACGGCGGGAGAAUCGGUCAAAGGAUGUGUGUUAUAUUAAUUUAUAAUAUUAUCAAAAAAAAAAAAAUAAAAUAAAAAAAUGAUUAUAACAUUAUACACGCCCUUCCGAUGAGAUAUUUCCAGACAUUAACGGAUAAACGGCUGCGGGACGACGCGGCGCGCGUAGUAAAGAAGAAAAAAAAACGAACUCUCUGCGGACGAUCGCCGCGGCCACAAAUAUUAUGAAUACCACACCGCCGCCGCUAUGAAUUAUGCAGAUUUCCCGAGUUAACGAGCUAUCAAAAAGUACAUUUAUUCGCGAUGAUUAAUACGUCGAUUCAAUGCGAUUCGUUUUACUUUGUGCUGCACCGUCGUCGAACGAGAGAAGAAAUACGAAUCCACGCCGCCGCGGUCUCUUUAUAUAUAAUAUUAUUAUUAUACACGAGAGGAGAAAUAAACGGUUGAGUUAUGUGAUGUAUACAGGGUCGUUUCACCCCUACCCUCCCCUCUCGCCCGUCGCCCGUCGCCCGUCGCCCGUCGCCCGUCGCCGUUCGAAGUGCGCGCAAACGACCCGAUUAUAAUAGCAUUAUAGAUAUAAACAAUAUCGGUUAUUGUCGAGCCGCGAUCGUUUUGCAGACGACGUUGUUUUUGUACGGACGACAAACCCCUGGGAGAGUUCGGGCGAAUUGUGUUGCCCCGUUCCGGGUACACAUUGGUCGAACAUUCGACGCCGUGUCGGACCCCCGGAAAUUCGUUUGAAAAAUAAAGUUUCAGCAUAGUGGGUAUCAGUAAUAUAAUAUCGAAACAACUCGGGUCGUAACUCAGUUAGCGAUUGGUCAAAUUUAAUUUAUUACGAACAGCAGCUGUUUAUUAGCCGCGCGCUACUAUUUUAAUAUGUACGUAACACGAACAACGCGGUCGUAUUGUAUUAUAGUUGUGUACGCGACGGUAAAAAAGUUCGUUAUCAGCCCGGCAAUCGUAUAUUUGACAAACCCUUCGUUCAAUCCGGGAAAAUGGUUCCAGCCAGACUGUUUGAAUUUUGACGUGCGUCAAACAGUCGACGACCCGGCGUAUCCCUCGAUUCGUUAUGAGAACGCACUUUGGAUACUUUAUAUUAUAUUUAUAGUUCACACAAUGUAAACAUGUUCGUUUUCGACGAAUUAUCGUAGCGGCGGUAUCAAAGGUUAAAGGCGGGUGAAAAAUGAUUACAUCGCGGACUAUUCUCGCUUAAAAAAUAAUAAUAAUAAUUACACUCGCCCAAUAAUGACCGUCGUCGCCCGCGGGUGCGCCUACAUCGACUAUAAAUAUAAUACACGAGACGUCCGUUGGACUAUAUGAAAACUAAACCGCGAGACGGCCAAAAAACAAACUGCUGUCAUUAUAGUAUAUACUGUAAUAUGUCUUCGUGUAAAAAAAAAAAAACUUACGUUAGAUAAAAGUGAAUUCGUGCGUAUACUUUUGGUCCAGUUAUUCGUUGUAUAUUAUGUACAGCUGCGUGUGGCCUUCGUCGGGCGACACCGUCGCGACCUUGAGCACAACACUUACAAGAGUGUAUUACAAGAGAGUAAGAGAGAGAGAGAGAGAGAGAGAGAGAGAAUAUCAAAAUGCCGAACGGUUUUUUCUCCUAUUUUGUGUGUUAUUCAUAAUGACGGCGUGUCUAAAUAAUAUUAUUUUAUGAUUUACCGCGCGAUAAAAUGCAGUGUUACGCGUUCGGUUUAAUUUUUUUUUUUUUGCCAUACGAUCGACCUCCUGCUCCGUCACCUAAAAGACAUUUCCUAAGUCUAUAUAAAGACGAUCGAAACGUUUCGGAGGGUCAGGAGUGAUGGUGAUGUUAUGGGAGGGAAGAGGUGUUUGUAGGUAGUGCUUUAGAAAAUUACUUUAACCGGGCGCGCGGGCCACACCCAUCAACGUCCUGUCAAUUCGACCUCGACAAGACUUUUUUCUUUUCGGGGUUUUUGUUUUCUUUUACUACUUUUUUUUUCUCUUAUUAUUAUUAUCACCGUUGUAUACCUUACAAUGUCUUCUUUUAGGACUCUAACCGGCCGUUUCCUGCCAACGAAAAUAUAGCCUAUUCCACAUCGCGUACCUGUGUUCUGUAUAUAGGUAUAUAGUGUGUGCAGAUAUACACGACCCGGAGGUAAUCGGAUCCUCCGCCGGUAGAAACGCUGUCGGAAAAAUGAUCUCUGUACUAGCUAUAGCUGGUACCUACUCGGAUUGCGAUACGGAGGAGAGAGAGUGAGAGAGGUUGUAGAGAGAACAAAAACCGCAUUUGACGGCGGCGUAUUAAAUGUCACGUGGCCUCACACUAUGUAGAUUAUAGAAAAACGUGUCUAUUUUUGAAAAUGUAUUUUAAUAAUAUUUACGAUUAAAAAAAAAUAUACGUAUAAAAAAAUGCCGUUCAAUUUACUGUGUGCACGUAGUUUAUAAUUUUUUUUUUUCUGUCAUGAACUCGGUGUGGCGUCUAGGAAAUUACACCUCUGUUGUAUACUAUACGAUAAUAAUUAGUCGACACGUUAUUAUAUUAUGCAACUCCGCCCGUCCAAUUAUUAUUAGGUACAUAUUAUUAUAUUAUUCUACGACACUAUCGCACUGGGGGAAUUUAACGUCAUAAUUAUCAUUAUCUCUCGACGAACGUUGAAAACCCGACAUUUCGAAUUGGCCGUCGCUUGUUCUAGUUAUAAAGUUAGAAUUAAGUCGAAAAGUUACUCUUGUUAGUAACUUUAAACUUAAUUAGUGGUUUUAAAUUCAGAAUAAUUUUCCAACCUAACGCAUUGUUUUGGAUACAUAACAAAAUAUUUUAAUCUAGCGUGUUAAAAAGAAAAAAAAAGUAACUUUUUAUAUAAUUUUGUGGUUUUGUAAUAUUUAAAUUCUUUAAUAAUAAAUGUGGUACCUAUAAUUAAUAUUAAUGAUUUUGUUUCCCGAUGUAACAUAAUUAUUACACGAUACACAGAUGAUGGUUAAUAAGUGUUAUUAUAGUUAUCAGUGAUAAUAUGAUUACUAAUGUCAUCACCAUCAUGGUUAUUUAAUAUAUGAAGAACGAAGAUUAUAUUGAUGUUUGAUAAUCGCGAUGAUAAAAUUAUAUGGUUUACUUUUUGAAUGAAUACGUUCCCAAUUUGGGUUGUUAUUUCCGCAGAUAAAAUUUAACAUCUCAUUGGACUGGUUUUUGAUAACAACUAAAUUAACUUUAGUUUUGAGUAACUAUUGUUCAGUUUUAUGUAUUAUAAUACACAUUUUUUUUGGGUAUAAUAAUAUUAUUAUUUACCUACCUAUUCUGAAUGUCGCAAUUUGAUGGCGUUUUCAAUUCUGAUUGAUUUCUUUUUUUUUUUCAUAUUGCAAUGUACGAUUUCGAUUGAACGAGAUCGCGUUUACGUGAAUUUGUCGAAUUGCGUAAAAAAAUUAGAAAAAAAAACCGUGUAUUUUUUUUCUACUAUACCUAGUUUGAUUUUUAUUGUACAAUGACACGAUAAACACCGACGACGGCGACAACGAGGGUUUGAUGUAAUAAACCAGAGUACGUACUGGUUUUUUUUUUUUAGAUUUAAAUUACAUAGUCAUAAUUUUACAUGUUAGUUUUAUAAUUCGUAUAUACGGCGUAUUUUAUUUACGGCUAUAUUAUAUUAUUAAAUGCGUAUGUAUUUUGUAAUCGCGGUUGAUAUUUUAAACUCGUGCCUUUUUUUUUCGUAUACAUCUUAAUUAAAACUGUCAUAUGACCUCAGAUAAUGAAAUAUGUACGGGACACUACCAAAAGUGUGGUCAUUAUAUUUUCGCGGUCCUGAACUGAUAAGAAGUGUGACCGUUUGUUUACAUUUUUGAACAUGAUUACUACAGAGCUGAACCACAGGUUACAACACUCUUUACUGAUAGGCUGUUAUAGCUGUAUCUGAUUUUUUAUGAAACUGCAUAUCGAACAAUGUAUCAUUCAAUAAUAAUAAUAAUUAGGUUACAUAUUAUCGGACCGCUUGAUGCGGUGUCUGACCGAAAACCUGUUUUGCACAGCUGUUCGUAUCAUUCCGAGCGUAAAAAAAUACGACGGCGACAUAUCCGAUCAGCCGGAAAAUUAUCGUAGUCGAUUACUUUAUUCACUACGUUUAAAAAACAAACCAAACAAUAAUUAUUAAUUAAUCAAUUGGGUGCCAUUGUUUCGGGCUGCCGCAGUGAUGGGUAUCCGUUUUCGUUGUCUGUCUGAGAAUUAAAAAACAAGUAAAAAAGUGCUUAAAUUAACCUUAUCGUAUCAGUAGUAUAUUACAUAGACAUUGGAAAAUCCGGCCGGAACGCCGUUUUCGAAUCACGUUCGCACGACAACCAAACGUACGAGUAAAUUAUAUUAGUGUGAUAACAAAUAAUAAUGAUAAUAAGAAAGUCUGCGGACUGAAUACGAAUGCAGGUUGGUCGCGUUACAGACGGCGAGAGGUUUCCAAGGGUGGCCGGGCGGAGUCGGAAAAAUCAAUAGUUUUGUUUCGAAUGCAGUAUAACAGCGCCCCCCUAACUCAGUGGCAUGCAUACACAAAACGGUUGUAAAUUAUUAGUAUUAUUGUUAUAUUUUUUUUUUUUUACCAUCGGGGUAUGUAAGUUAUAAUUUUCUAUCGAUUACGUGAUCAUUAACGUUUUUUUUCGCAAAUAAACACAUCGUAAAUGUGUAUUAUUAUACAUAGUUUUGUCGUUUACUCUCAGUAUCUUUAACAAAAGGUUGUGUAUAGGCAAUUUACCAUGAUGAAAAUCGAUCAACUAGAAAUUAUUCGAAUUCACUUUGAAUCAAUGAAUAAUUAUUGCUAGUAGUAUUAGCAUACGUGCAGGGAAUCUGUUUAUUAUAUAUUCCUGAAAUUCGUUUUACGUGUUUCAUCGUAAUAACAGUUAAAAAAUAUUAAACCCUUCAAUAUAUAUUUUCAGAGAUAGUAAAAUACUCAAAAUAAGGAAAUUGAUCGAUAGAGCAAAAUAUUUCGGAAACACCUCAUAAUAUUAUGUGGUUAGUAAUUAUUUGUUUUGUUUACAUCUGUUUAUAUUCUCGGAAAAAAGUUGACGAGAUUCGUUUUUCGGAAUAGCGUCCACUUUCUAUUUUUUAUAAUGUAUAUUUUAUUCAAAAAAUCAUUUAAAAAUGUUUGUCUGUUGUAUUGUAUUAACAUGUUUUUUUACCAUUGGUAAAGAAUCUCUUUUUAAGGAUACGACGUUGUUUUUGACAAUUAUAAACUAUAAUAAAAGUAAAUUUGAUAAUAUUGAAUAGUUGACUGCAAUAAAAUAUAGUAAACGAAUAAAAAAUAACCGAUAUACAUAUCGUAAAAAGACAGUUAAAUUAUUUUGAUCUAAGCUUUUUUUCGUCGCAAAUUUCACGGUUAAUGACCAACCAGAAUUAGGAUGGCCCGUUUCAUAAAUUAAAAUAGUUUCCUAAAGCUAUAACAAUAAUCGUUUUGUCUUAGGAUUUGAGAGUAUUAAGUUCGAACUUUAUAAUAUUGUCUUUCCCGAUACCUUUUAUACUAAAAACACCACACCAAUGUGAUUAUUCCCUAAAAUGAUCUAAUUAAUGUCAAAGUUAAGCAAAACUUACAUGUUUGUCUUAUUUUCUUUCGUACAUACCGGAAUACCUCACUCAGUAUAAUAUAAUAUUUUUACACGCUUUCAUAGAAUAAUCACUUAAGUAUCGAUUAAUAAUUUUAAUUUAAUUUGAUGUUCACAUUCUUGGCAACUUUUUUUUUUUUUUUAUCGGUUUUUGUAUUUUGUGGUUUCUUCUCCAUAUAAACAUAACGCAUUUAGAACACUAUAUAAAAGCAGUAAGUAAUACUAAGUAUAUUAUUUAGUUAUUCGUGCUGAGUAAUCAUAUUUUUCGGUUAACGUUCUCGGGUUACACUCUCAACGAUAUACUUCAGCUACACAGUGAUCGAUUGAGGCAAAAGUGGUUUUGCAUAUUUUUUUUAAAAACUGACUGAAUAAACUACGACUAUAAUAAGUGUCCUUCGGAAAAAAAAGUAUUUCUCUAUAUACACUCUAGAUUAAUGGAUCUCAAACUUAAGGAAUACACGAGGACCCACCAGGAAAAGAUUUCAAAAUACCUGUUUAGUUGCAAAACAAAAUAUAUUAGUGGGUUAGUAAAAACAAUAUUAAAUACAAACCUAAUCUAUGAAAUCAUAUAGUUUCUGGCCUCCAGAGUUGUGGACUUGUUUAGGACCUUAGAGACUUCUUAAAGAAAAAAGUGUUUAAACAUUUUGAGCGUUUACUACGAUUUAUGCUAUUUUUGUUUGAUUUUAAUAAGAAAUAUUUGUUGAUACCUCAGAAUUUUCAUUGAAUUUUUUCUAAACAAAUUUUUUGAAGAGUAUAGUUUACAAAAUUAUUUUGAGUUCUUUACCUAGCUUGUCGAUUUUUUUGAUUAUUUAUUUUAACAAACAAUCAUUUUUAUUACGUAUAAAUGCUCGAAAAAAUUGUUACGAAAUUCAUGAUGAGUAACAAUUACCGGUAAAAGAAAAAUGUAAAAAAAGUUGAGCGUAAUGUCACAAUUUUUUUGUGUGUGUUUAAAGUUAACACUUUAAUGAAAUCUAUAGGAAAUACGUUUUUCUAAAACCUAUCUUCUUACAGAUUCGUCAUUUGUUUCUUAUUUUUUUUCUUCUAUUCACGAUUGAAUGAUAUUGUUAUUGUCUGCUCAGUAUUUUAUAUGAACGUAUAUAAAUUAGCUCGUGAAUUACAAAAUGUUAAACUACACACACUCCAUACAGCUCUAUCGUACUAUAUUAUAGUAAAACUACAUACGAGGACAAGGGGCCUUUGCUCUGCAUUCACGUACUAUAAACGGCAGCGACGGCGGGUCAUACGAAAACGUCGAAAAUCGUUACUUUUCAAGGUCUCGCCGAUAAUCGCCCCCUCCUCCCACUCACUCCCCCCCGAGUCUUUCGUACUAUAAUAUUUUAUUAUACAUACCGCGCCCCGUCGUACUCACAUCACAACGAUGAAAUACAUUUUAAGUCUUCGUCUCUUCGGUUUUAAUAUAUUAAAGUGUAAUCUAUUUACAUGAUUUUACUGAGACCAUUUGCAGCUCUAGAAACAUUCGAAUUUUAAUACUAUACACGGUUAUUGAGAAUAAGUUAACUUAUUGUCUAUAAAAACUAAAAUUUCUCAGAACGAAUAAGGAAAUAGAAAUUAUUAGUACAGCGCAAACACGUAAAUCGGGUCACUUUGGACAUAUACGAGAUAAUGAAUAUAAGAUACCUACAUAGGCUAAUGAUUCAAGGAAUGAUUGAGGUUAGGGACGGAUGUGGAAGAUCACGAAUAACACGGAUACAAAACAGAGAUUAAGACAGGGUUGCGCAUUUACGAAUACGCUUCUAUAGUCCCAGUGCCGCGUCCAAGUUUGCUGUUAUCGUUGGCUGGUUUUAAUUGCCAGGUUAAAAUAUCAUUUCUGGUUGGCCGAUACAAUAAAUCGCACAUAGGAAUAUCAUGUUGUCAUCAUAGUAGUAGUUGUCAAAUUUUUUCGUAUUGCGUGUAGGUGACACGGCCACCUCCAGUCGAUCGUUUAUGUGAUGGGGAAAAGGGGGAGAUUCGUUUUGGGAGAAACGGGUAUUGGUGGGGGAGACGUUUGGUUGGAAACGUGUAUUGGCGGAAAAGGAAAACGUGAAUUUCGGUUGAAAAACGGCGACGCCCACCGAAAUAUCCGACGGGAAACAAACACACGGCGCAACCACCGACUGUUCGCACACACGUGAUUUUAGUGUACUUCGCUAUGGGUAAUAACCGUUUUAAGCGUUUUUCGGGCAACGCACGCGAUACAGAAAACCUCGUUGUAUAGGUGUACGCGCCCCGCCCUACAUGGGUAUAUAGGUAUACGUGUUAAACAAGUACCAGUUUUUUUCUGGGACAUUUCGUCCGAAUAAUAAUAAUUAAAUUUGUAUAGUAUAAUAUAUUAUUAUAUCCGGCGGUUUUACACCGCUCGUCGGUCGAGUAAAUUGUUCCACAAACAGCUACUCAAAAAGCGAACUUUGCACAGCGAUUUUAUUGCAUAGUGAUGUAUAUUAUUUUUACACGAUUUUAAAACGCGAGAACGGAGAUUUGAACGUUAUAUAUUAUUAUUAUGAAUCGAUUCGACGUAACUUGGUCACACUGUCAGAACACACAAAAUAUACAAAACAAAUGUUCACAUUACAUUUUGUAAUUUAUGAAUAAUAUUCUCUUAUGGCUUGGGCGAAAACCGAACAAUAUUCUUCGAUCACGCAAUACGUUUGAAUAUUAUUGUUACUUUCAAGACAAUAUCUGCAGGAGGUGAGAGGGGGUGUUCGAAUCCCAUCCUUGAUACUAUCGUAAUGUUGUACGCGAUAUCUAUUGUACUUUUACAUAUUUUAUUCGAAAUUGAAUCCGGAUAUUUUCGAGUUGAAAUUUUCGUUUUUUUUCUUUUCUUUUCAUAAGCGGCUAUAGUAUAGUAAACCUCAUGAAUGCCACUGCAAGACUUGCGACGCCCUAUCGAUAAUGGCACACACUAGUUCGUUUAACAUUUGUAAGUAAAAAAGGUAAAUAAAUAAACCGACAAUAAUUCCCGAGUAAUAACAAAAUUUUGUAAAUACUGCGUGAUACCAAAAUAAAGCGUUGAUAUGGACAUUCCGAUAAUAUUAGACGUUGCGUGCAUAUUAUUACGCCGAUAAGGAAAAACGCAGUAUACAGUGACCGUGUAUUGUUUUGUUUCCUGUGCGACGGUUAUUUUUGUAUCAAUGCGGUAAUUUGUAGAAUUUUUUCGAGCCGAGUAUUAUAAUCACUGCAUUUUAAGUCGCAUUUCGUGGUGGUGUUAACAACCUUUAUGAAUGUAGUUUCACAACAUCAUCAAAUUAUCAUUUUGUCGUCGGUGUUCAACAUUCGACGUUCAUGUUUACCGGUUAUUGUAAACAUCUGUAACCGCAGUCAAGAUUAAACUUGUCGCCCAAUGUGUGUCUAAAUAAAUAGGUUUAGUUAUAUCAUUAAAUAGAAUUAGCACGAAUUAGACGCACAUAUUAUGGGACGAUGGCGCAACUCGAUAUUCGACGCUACAACAAAUAUAGUUUGUUUUGUUGGCAGUUUUCUUACAUUCUCAAAAUCCAGAUCAGAUAGAUUUUGAAAAUUGUAUUUCCAAAAGCUACCGAUAUAAUAUAUAACUUAUUUUUCAAACUUAAUUUUUGUGGGUUUUGGCUGAAUUAUCAAAAAUGAAAGUCCCUUGUAAGGUAGAAAGUUGUCAAUUUUUCAGAAAAAAAAAUAUAUAAAAAUAAUAAUAAUAAAUUAAUAUCGAAAUCGAAAAUCGUUUUCCAGAUAAACCGACAGCAGUGAGAGAUCUGUGUUAAUAAUGUCUCCUCAUUGUUGACACAAAUUUCCAAUUAGUUGUUAUAUGCGGCCAUUGAAAUCACGAAUGCAAAAUUAUAUUAUAAUUUUUAAUUAUUUUUCUGAUUGAUAGUUAGCAAAGCGUAUAAAAGGUUCCCUUACACGACAGACGCCUUUUUUAGUCCAUUUUUGUAUAAGAGCACAGAGACUUCGCAUGAUUUGCGCAUGCCGCAUUUUAAUUUAAAAACCGAUAAAAUAAUAGUAAUAUAUUAUCGCAUCGAAAUUUCAACACACAUGUUCAUUUAAUAAUAUUAUAAAUUAGCAACCAAAAGUUUUGCGGACGUGUACCUAUAGGUAUAGUGUAUAAUAUUUAUAGCAUUAUCCGGUUCUCCUCCCUCCCCCUCUCCCGUACGUCGUCGUCACCGUGAAAUCGUUUUUUCGCGUAAAAACUUUUAAAUUUCCCAAGCGUAAUAUAACACCUAUAUAAUAUUAUUAUAUUCUGAGCGGUUUAUUUUUAUUUUUUUUACAUACGUUCACCUCCAUGUUUCGAUUAAAUAUUUAGAACAUUUUUUUUUUUUGUAAACUCGUAUGUAUCUUUAAUACUGAUACUAUAGGGUAGUCGCGCAGUCUCUGAGGUGUUUUGAAAAUCGAUUUUUUUGUUUUUUAAUCUCCGUGUUAUAAUAUAAUCGAAACUAUUUUUCACUCGACGGGUCGCCGCUACCAUCGAGGUACGUGCUUUGCGACACUACCUCUGCUUUAAACAAAUUUAACUUUUGUUGUAUUUUUUCGGCGGCGUCCGAUUAGCGAAAAAACUUUUCCACGGCUCUGUGUAUUGUGUUUUUCUUUUUUUUUUUCUAAACUAUUUUCAUUCUAUUUUAUCGUUUCUCACGAUUGUAAUCGUGAACUCUUUCAUCGCUGCAGCACUGCAGUAAAAUAUUAACGAGGUGACGUAUUCAAAAAAAAGUGUGCAGCAAUAUUAGAAUCAAAUUAUAAUAAAAUAAUUAUCCUACUUGGGUACCCGCUACGUAUAAAUGUUUGUGUGCAAUAACGAUUGACCUAAAAAAAAAAAAAAAAAAUGUUAGAAACCAAAUUUACCUUACCCCAUUUGUACUCGAUGUGUAUAAUCGGAAUAGGAAAAAAAUAUAUUAAUAAUAAGAACACGUGCUGUCCAUCGAAACGCGAUAUUAUAUAUAUAUUUAUGCAUAUAUUUGUUUUUAAUUGACGUGGUAAUGAUUAUAAUAUAACUGCAGUUCGCGUGUAGAACUCUCAUGAAUGGUGUAUUUCACGUUUCUCGAGGUACUUCACUUCGAUAUGGAACGAAAAAAAAGAAACACUUGCAUGUGGUUUUCAUUUUUGAAUAGCCAAUAGUGCAAUUCAAUUGCAGUACCUUAUAAUACGUACUGUGUUUCUGUUUCAAAGUUUAGAUACUAUUUGCGGUCGAUUGAAUCGUUUUUCUGGGCCUUACCGGCUACCGCGUGCAAUUAUAUAUACCUACUAUAAUGAUAUUAUCGUAUAUAGAUGAUAAUCGCAAUUUAAGAUGAUACGUUAACAUAAUAUAUAUGGUUAGCGGUUAGGUUUUUCUGCCGUGAAAUGAAAUCGACCGGUCGACCUAGGGGGGUUCACGCUAUAUACCACCUACAGUAUUUGUUAAACACCGCAAAAAAGUAAACAGCGUGUAAACACGUAAUAUCAUUUUUUUGACUAUCUGUGUUCUAUACAAAAUAUUUGUUGAUAUUAAAAACGUGCUCAGAAAAUCUCUGUAAGAAAUGUGAGUUAUUUCAUCUUUUUUUCGGCUUUGAAAAUAUUUAUCGUCGAAUAUUUUGCCGUAGAAUUUUACCCGAAAAUGGAGACUACAAUUCUUUACAUCCCUUUUUCACUUGUGUACGAUUUUAUCAGUUUCCUUUGCACCAAAUGUGCUUAACGUCGGGCAUUAGAGUUGUAUUGGAUGAUUAAAAUGAUAAAAGUUGAUUACACCCCAAUAAUAUGAAUAAUGGGAUGACGGUGUCUUUUAACUUAAACACUCCUCUAAAUACCCCAAAUGAAGCCAGGGGACGCCAUUUUGUAUAUGCAUAGUGUUAGUAUAUCAAAUACGUAUCUUAUGGGUAUUUAAUCGUUGCCCCUAGGGUUUUUUAUGUUAAAAUUUUAUCAUUUUUUUUUUCUUUUUGGAAUUAAUAUAGUAUUGUAUUAUAGUUAAUAUUUGGUUACUAUUAAUGCUUUAAAAAUAAUAUAAUUAAUACGAAAUAGGCGUGGAAAAUUCAGCUUUAUUAUAUAUGGUGCUCGCGGGUGUCUGUUAAGUUUAAACGUUUCUCUGCCGGUCAUAAUAUUAUUAUUAUGACAAGUUUUUUGUAGUGGCUAUCUCGUCGGACAAUCGUAUUAUCUCGAAUCGCGUAUACGUGGACACGAUUAUUCCUUUUUCUGGCCGGUGGUACGGAAUUAAAUAGAUAGGGAAAAAAACGGGUCAACACGCCAACUAUGUAAUAUACGAGCCGUGACUCCCGAAAUGUUUUGCUUUUAUCGUUUUAAAACGUCGGUCGGACAGACAUUAUUAUUGUGCUCGGACAGUCGGAAAUACAUAAAAAAAAUUUAUAUAUUAUAAAAAAAAAAAAACCCCGUAAAUAAUUAAGACCGUCCCGAGAUUAUGUGCACAUUAUAAUAUUAAUAUAUUAUAACGGGGCACAUGUUUUUCAGAAUGUUUUCACGGUAUCUAUCGGAAUGUAUUAUCCAAUUAAACAGAUUCCGAUCUGUUACAACGAUGAUGAUAUUAUAAUAUACUAUACAAAUAUGGCGACGAAAUAAUAAUCGUAAUAAUGUACACAAGGCGAGGAUAUUUUGUAAAAUAUUAUCUACAAUAUGACUACGAGUACUUAUAUAGAUUAUCUGUACGAACAAAUUAUCGAUUAAAUUUGAUUUUAGUUUUUUUUUCGACUUUGUUAUACAACGCGAUUUUAUUUGGGCCCAUUGCUACAUCUAUUAAAAUGUUUAAAACGGUUUUGUAGAAUAAUUUCAAAACGAAAAAUGAUUGGAUUAUAACGAAACGUGUAUAAUCAAAUACGUAGUAAUCGACGAUGUUUUUUUUCUUGCAACCCCGAGUCUUCCGUCAGUUGAACACUUCCAUAGUUCUAUAUAUGUAUACGGUUUUUUUUUUUUUUUGUUCCGAAAUUUUGCAUACAUCCGUCAUAUUACGUCGGCGAAAGAAACCCGUCGAUUUUAUCCGUCGACCCAUUCGUCCGCCACACCCCUCGCUGACGUCCCUGAAAAUCCGCCACUGAGUCAGUCAGUGACUGAAUGUUAUCCACGUCAAUCCGCGUGCAGUGUUACUUCAAAGUCUGUUUUAUUACAAUGUUAUUAUUAUCGUUGCAGAAAAUUACUUUCUUUUCCGCGAUUUUACGACAUUAUUAUUAUUAUAGAGAGCUCAGUUUUUUUUUUUUUUUUUAUAAAUUACAGCGUACCUAUACUUUGCUCAUACACACGAGUCGGUCCGAUUUAUUAUGUAACGCGCAUCAUUGCGAAAUGUUCGAAUCGCCAGGAAUGCGUUUCGUCGUAGUCGUCGUCGCUCACACCCGGUCGACGUGCGUCCCGUACUCGUCGUACUUAUAAAAAUCGAAAAUGUCUAGUUUCGUGGACCGGUAAUAUAGUAUGCGAAACGCGUAUGGAGAGGAGAACCGCGGCGGGCGAGCGGGGCCGCUGUCGAGUGAACAGACGACGAAGACUAAUGCGACGAUUUUAAAAAUAAAUUUCCGAACAAUCGCCGUGCUCUCAUUAUAUUAUAUAUUUAAAAAAAAAAAAAAACACCUUUUUAAUAUAGCUGCGCUGCUAUAUAUGUUACUUCUACUACUUCGUUUUUUUUUCACCGCCGCCGCGCUCGUUAUUUUUAUCCCGAGGGAAAUAAUAAUAAAAAUAAAUAAAUAUAUUUACGGGGGGGGGGAGGGGGGAAAGAAAAAAAAAAACUGGAAAAUUACCAAGAGAUUUUCGCGCGCGCGGGAAAUAAGCGAUGUCGUAGAGGACCCCGGCAAUCCCGGUUUUUUGGCAAAACGCGGAACCUCGCGUCGUGACGAUGAUUUUUUUUUUUUAUUUACUUUUUUUUUUACACGCUCCGUUGGGUUCCAAUUAAAAACAAAAAAAAAAAUUAUAAAACCAUACACGUCGUAUUAUUAUUAUAAUAUUAUAUCUACCAUUGAUACAGUGCAGUUUAAAACCUCCAUGGAAAUGUUGCAUAACACUAGCUGCUGUAUACUGCGUCGUGGACAACGGUCGGAAAUCCCGUCGGGGAGGAGGGAGGGUCGUAGAAAUCGAAAGAACAGCUUUUUGCUUUUUCUAGAAAUUUCCCAGAUUAAUUAGAUUAUUAAUUCAAAAAGAGCGUUAGCUAUUUUUGAUAACCUUUUGAACCACCGGCCGCAGUGUCGAUUUCAGAAUUCUCGUACGAAGCGAGCGAAUCACGAAAACAUAUUAGUAUUUGUUUUGAUUUUGAAGUAGAAAGUGUUAUAUUUAUUUUAAUGCCAAGGUCACGAACAAAAGGUCCUUAUUUCGUCCGGCCAAUGUAAAUGACUAGUAUCGUGCAGAGUAUAGCAGAUGACCUUUUUAUUUUUAAGCGUACCUAUAUGUUAUAGUAAUUUAUUAAAUUCCUAACUUAUCGGAGAUAUAACGGGCGAAGGUCGGUAUAGUAAUAACGAUUUUAACCUAAUAAAAUGUAAUUUAUUAAUUACUAAAUACUGAAUAAUUAUACACGUAUUACUGGUAGGUCAUUUUAAUUUCGUCGAUAGCGUUAAACUAAUUAAGCUGUCGGGUGUUUCAAAAACCCCAUUAUAACGACCAAAACCAAGGACAUAUCUAUACGCGAUUAUUAUAUUGUAUAUAGAUUCAAACAGCCCGAAUAUUUUGAGAGAGCUUAAUAUUCCUACUGCAGUCCUUUUUCUCGGAGUUUAACGGUGUUUUUUAAAUUUUUUUUUUUAUGUUAUAAUAAUGGAUAUAAUAAUAUAUAUAUAUAUAAUAUAAGAAUCGGCGUCUUACGAAUCUUUCUUCACUUCCCUACCAUCCCCGUGCCUUUGAAGCUUCGGGCUUAAAACGACAUGUGGUCGCCAUAUUUAUAACACACACGUCCUCAUAUUAUUUUAAUAUAAUAUAUUAUAGUACGCGAAAUAGUAAACAUGGCUUGUUUUUUUACUUUAUUUUAAUCGUGCUCAAUUUGUCUAUUAUAAUCUUUUGAUUUAUAAUAAUAAUUAUAGAGUCGUUUUUUUUUUCACUGGGUGUUUGUUUAACGAGCGCAUUCCGAAAAAUAAAUGCAAUCUCCUCCCCCGUUCGAAGGACAGCUCUCUCAUCAUAAACAAUAAUAAUGAUAUUAUUAUUAUUAUUAUAAAUAUACACGUUUUGUUGAAAUUUUAAUCGCCCGCGGAUGUGAUGGAUGCGUAAGAAAGAGAGAGAGAGGGAAAAAAAAGAUUCCUAUUUUGCGUCUCGGUGUUACGGAAUAAUAAUAAUAAUAACAAUAAUAAAAAAAAAAAAAAACAAAAACCAUUAAACUAAUUAUUACCGAUACGCCUGACGAAAAAAAAAAAGAGAGCGAACAAACAAACAAAAAAAUAAUGGCCUCCACUUAAUUAUUUCGCGAGUAGUCGAGUUGUUAUGAACACGACGUUAAUUUUGACGGUAGUACCGAGUCGGGGGAAAAAAAUAUUUAAUAUUUAUUGUUUGGUAUGUACUUUUGUUAUAAUAUUAUUCUCGCUCGAAAAUUCGCGACACGGUCGAACCGUGCAGUUUCUUUUGUCAUGGUGUAUACAUAUAUAUAUAUUAUAGGUGCCUAACUACUGUUUACGCCUUUACUAACCACAUUUUCGGUAUAGUUUCGGUUCGAACCUUAAACUUUGCACGUUACGUCCGUCCCGAAGUCGUGUUCGCGUUACCCACGUUUCCUUCGGACCUAACCCGGCGUAGUAAUACGUCCCCGGUUAGGUUAGGUCAUAGACGAUAAAAGAACGGACGGGACUUUUUUAGGCGACCGUACAUUUGCGGCGCGGCGCGAUAGGAAAAUAGGAAAUUGAAACCGUUUGUUUACGCUAUUGUUGUGUAAUCACGGUGACACGUAACGCAGGUGCCCAUUUCGUCCGCUAAGCUCACACGCCCCAUUCAAUAUUCAAUUAUCUGUCCGCGGGUUAGGUCGGGUUAGGAACGGGCAGACGACGCUGACCGGGGCGUGUCUCGGCGCGGCUAAUUCGCCACCCGUAUGAUGGCGUGUGCCGUCGUAAAGUUUCGAUAUUCGUGCGGACAUCAAACGCGCCUAUAUCCGUAUUCGUUUGCCGAAAAACGCUUCCGGGUAAUGCUUAUGUGGUCGGCGCGUUUAGGGCGCCCGUACUGCUGCUGCUGCUGCCGCUGCCGCCGCCGCCGCCGCCGCCGCCCCCGCUAUUGUCGGCGGCGGGGCGGAAAAAACACCGAGACGGCGUUCACACAGCCGCGGCGGGCUAGCCGUCUGCACGGCGGUACCGCGGGGCCGACGACCUCGACGAAAAUACCCGAUUCGGCGCCCGCCCUCGGCGCGACGCAGUAUAAUAAUAAUAACAAUAAUAUAUCGGUACUUACCGGCUCGGGCGUAUGUUAUUCGGUCAUUAAGCGAGCAAUUAUAUUAUAUAGCGAAGGUAUACCGAGAGCAUGCAGCUAACCGUUUACUAAAAAUCGUUUACCCGGUGAUUUCGGGUCGGAAUUAUUGGUCACCGGUCGUUGUUUUGUUCGGAGUUGUAAACUCCUGAAUUUUUUACUCUUACUGAUUUCGGUACUCUCGAUAACAACGUUAACGUUAUUCGUAUGGUAUUUUAUAGCCAUAAUAGUUCUGGUAAUUAUUUGUGUGCAUAUCGUUAUGACGUGUGGUAUUAUGUCAACGGUAAUGCGCAACUUUACUCAACAAUCGUUGCUUAAAUUCGGUUGUUUGGCCACAGACACCGCAGAAUCGUGCGUGAAUGUGUAGUUUUGAUGUCCGUUUUUGUUUUACGGGAUUUGCUCUUGGCGUACCUCCGCGGAAAACUCGCCUGACACCGACGCCCCCGACGACGACAGUGCACUGAAUGAACACCGGCGCGGCCAAGACGCGUGCAGCGAGAUCUCGCGGAACACGCUUGCGCACACGCGUCCCCGGAGAGACGCGGCCUGCGGCGGCGGCGUUGGUUCCGCCGUUGGCAAAAAUCGCGCCGGCGGCGCGAAAAUUACGUAUCGCGCGUGCACCGGUGACAAUAAUAAUAUUAUUAUCGCGUCGAUUUAGCACUACCGCGCCGCGUAUAUUAUGUAUAAAACAUUAUACACGCGCGUAGAUGCCGACGUUACGCGCGAGUUCGUGUGCACACUCGGCGCAAAACCAAUUAUUGCCCGCCUAUAGGUGUACGCGUGCCCUCCCCACUUCGCGCCGGCAAAUACGGUUACGAGUGCCUAUACAUAAUAUUCGCGGUAAAAGCACGUUCCUCGUCGCCGCCGACGGUUUUGUCGAACGUACGCGUGCGGGGGAAUUCUCCGCGAUAUACGACACGUCGCAAUUUCGCAGCGCCCGCAUUAUCGCCGUGUACGCGGCGUAACGGGCCCUCCGACAUUGGGCCGGAGCUUUGAAAGGGAUCGUCGCGUCAAGUCCAAUCGCGAUAAUUUAAUAUCGCGUUGCCGCCGUUUGAAUUGAAUUAACUUACGGGCGGUUUAAAAACGGACACGCACGCGGUUAGGUUUUUAAACGGUGUUCCGGGCCCCUUCGUGGACCACGUUCUCUUUCCCCCUUCCGUUUUCUAAAAAAUUAAACGCAAAGUGUUACGGUGCUUGAAAGCUUUUCGGUUUUCGCGGCACCGGCAAAAAGUCUCCGGUGUAAUAUUAUGUGUGUGCAAAUAUAUAUAUAUAUAUAUGCAUGCAUAAUGUGAUGCUGGGCCGUAUCAUCGUCGUCGUAUGUAAAAAUAAUACUCGUUGUCACGCCGCGUUAUGCGCAUGUGUGUGUGAGUGUGUUCAGUAAUCCGCAGCCGCAUCGUUUUUCGCGUCUUUUCGGCAACGCGCGCGUCAUCGAUCGCCACCCGCCGCCAACGCCGAAUUCGCCGUCGUCGUGGUCGCCGCCGCCACCGCCGCGUCCGCUGCUACCGAGUAAUAUAAUCGUAGUCGCAAGAAAAUAAUAGACAUAACGCCAUUAUACAACAACAACAACAACAACAACAACAAUAGUAUUGUGCGCACCGCGCGCCCGUUUUCUUAUCGUCGUUUCGUACGCGACGCGAUAUUAAUACACGAUAAAUAAUUAAUAAUAACGUGACAAUAUCGAUACACGACUCGGACGCGGGUUUGUGACCGACUAUGCCCCGUUCUGUUCCGUCCGUACAUAGGUGUAUUUUAUUGUUAUUAUUAUUAUUAUUGUUAUUAUUAUUUACGCGCGAGAAAAAGCUAUAGGGCGCGUUAUAACGGCGAGCGGUUAGUGUGUAUAUUAUUAUAUCGUGUGUAAAGAGCAACGGUAACGGGCGGAGUGAGCAGUUUUGACCGUCAACCGGCCGGCGCGGGGUGGCGAGGGUGUUACGAGCGCCCGCGGCGGCAGCGCGUGCCGCGCGGGGGUCGAGUAUUGAUUGGGCGCCCCUUUCCUGCCGCCCCGCCGCCGUUCCAUCGCCGCCGUACGAGUGUUUGUCUGGGUACCCCGACGGCCCGCCCGCCCGAACGCGACCGUCCGCCCGUCGGCUUCGCCACCGUCGCCGCCGCUCCCCGACACGGAGCGUAUACACUAUACAUAUAUACACAUACAUACAUACAUAUAUAUAUAUAUAUAUAUAUAUAUGUAUGUAUGUAUAUAUAUAUAUAUAUACGUACGAGUAUAGGGAUUAAGCUGCACCUUUUAACCGCGCGCCGCCGCCGCCGCCGGCGUUCGCCGCGCCGAGUUUCGGGCGACUGCCGCAGCCGCCUCUCCUAGGUCGGGAUACCAGACGCUGCAGGAAAACCGGUCAUUCGGACGUUGGCUACGAAUUGAAAACUUAUGAAAAAAAAAAAAUAAUAAAAACCGAAAUAUCGGACGCAACAAUAAUACUAAGAACUUCGCGUAGAAAUCGGAAACAUUUUGAAAAAUGAAAAAUUCUCCCGGCGGCGAACUGCUCGAAUGUUUUUGAAAAGCGAAUAUUUCGGCGGAUCGACCGCCUCAGCCUAUUUAACGGAUAAAGAAAAUCUCACCUCGAAUAUUUUUGAAGAUUAUCUUUGUGCAGCUCGCGGCUUAUCCCCUUUCCGAAUCCGUGCGCUAAUUCCUCCCCUCACAAAACGUUGUACAGUGUCUCACCUAAAAAUUCAAAACUCGUGGUCUCAUUAUAAAUUGUUUUAGCUUUGGCCUCGUCUAACUGUGUGUGUAUUUAGUUUAGGCUGUAAACACUGGACAAUGAUAGUGAACCCAUAAUAUUGUUUAUUAUUAUUUUUGUUAUGACUUAAUAAUAAGAAUCGGAGUAUUAUAAAAUUAAAAUUAUUUUUGAUUUUUAUCAAUUAUGACAAUUAUGAAUUAGAGAAUCCCUUCCCGAAUCUUCCAAUAAUCUCAGAGAUAAUUGCUUCUCAAAAAGGCGUGUGUCACUCUACUCUCAUUCACUGUAAUUUGAACGCAACGGGACUUUAUAUGUUAUGGAAAUUUCCCGGUUUCGGACGAGAUCGGAGCCCAUCAUUUUUUUUUUUUUUUUAACAGUAUCAUUGUGGUGAAGAAACAUUUUUGUCUAUUGUUUUAUGUUUUUUUAUACACUAACCAUCGUCUGCUGGUGGUAGAUUAUAGUAUUUUGUAUACUUACCAUCCGGUAUUUGGUUAGUAUACUAUUAUAUUAUUAUCAUAUAUCUGGUAUAUAUUUUUUCCCGACACUAUAUUAUACUUAUUUUUAUUGAUUUUAUUCUAUUUGCGGUCGUUAUAUUUGAAAAAUAACCCAUUGACCGAUUCGAUCUAGUCCACGUAAUAAAGAAUUGGUUGUUUAAUAGAUAAAAUAAUGGCUUAUUUAUUUUUCGCGUGCACCUAUCCAAUAAUAAAUCGUUUUCGCGAUAUUUGACACAUUUAUCUAGAGAAAAAAAAAUGAUUUGUUUAUUACGAGUUAAAAAACCAUGUAUUUCGUCCGCGGUCAUCCAUGUGUGAUAAUACGCCAUUUUAUUAUUUUAUUCGAAUCAAUCGUUUCAGAUUGGAUGUUUUCUCUAUGUAUAUACUCAUUAUUCGUAUAUUGUAUACAAAAAUAUAUAUAAUAUACUACGACCAUUUUAGAUAUCGCUUAUCUCCGACAAACUAAUGACGUAUUCGGUAUAGCCACUAAAUGCCUUUUUAAUCCGAAUUCCCAUAUUACGUAUACACGUACUUACUCGAUUUCUGCACCUCUCAUCCUCCGUUAAUGGGUUUUAUUAUAUUUUAGGUAUGGUGCAUAUUUCCUUCUUCUCGGAAAAUACUUUUUGGGUUAGAAAAAAAGUUAUGAUUGUUUUCACGUCGUAUGUCGUAUUAAAAGAUGCUAUAGUUUUUCGCUAGACGGUGCUUUGUUUAUAAAUAAUCUAGAUUGUCCGUACAUCAGUUUUACUUUUGUUGAUGUCUGAAGAGUUACCUCGUGGCUAUACAAGGUAAAAAUAUAUUACGAAUACUAUACUACACCACUCCGAAUCGUUUUUUUAUGAAAACGAUUUCGCUAUGCUUUCUGAAAUAUAUCCAUGUACCUGCUACUAUCUGUGGUACAAGUACGGGUUAUUAUUUUCAUUUUUGACAACAUAAUCGUUUCCGUUCAUUACUGUAUCUCAUUAGUCAUUACUAUAUUACGUCAUCUGUACCCAAAUUCGUGCAUAUUAUAAGAACUCUAUGGAUGAGGAGAUAAAUGUGUUAUUUUUCAUUUCACCUUUGUUAACAUUCCAUAUGCGUGUAUGCAAGGAAAAACUUACGAGGGGGAGGGGGCAUGUCCUCCUCAGACUCUAAUAGAAGCCUACGUCUGUACCCGUUGUAUUAAACGUACUCAUAGACAUAUUUAUAAAAUGAGUUGCACCUCGGACAAUAUCCGAUAAGCAAAAACAGAUAUUAUAACGGGAGAAACAGAAAAUAUUUUUAUUUUUUUUUUUUUUUUUUUUUAUCCGCGAAAAACGUGACAAAUUUAUUUUUUUUUUUCCACGAUACUAUUUUGCUCGUCAAUUUUUAGCCGAUCAUUGUCAGCCAUGGGUGAGAAAGACGCAGUCCAUUUAGUUGAUACGUCCACGGGUGUAUACUUAUAUAUAAUAUGUGUAACUUUAUAAUAUGUUAUAUAUAUAUAUACAAUAUACAUAUAUAGGGAAGAGGGAUUGUUGAAAAAUUAACCUCGACGCGACCCCCGGCAAAGGCGAUGUGUGUCUAAAUUACACAUCUCCCGCGAACGUCAUAUAUAUACGACGCGUUACUUACUUACGCCCAUCACCCGUCCUAUAUAAUAUAUAACACUUCCGAUCAAUCUCGGCAUGGACCGAUCCGCCACGGUGGCGAUUAAUCGUCCGGAGAAGACGUGGAAAAACUUUGUCAAAACGUCGUCGUCGCCCGUGAUGUCGACCCGAAAACUAUAUAAUAUACACGUAUACGUUUCGAUCGUUCGUCCUAUACCGCCCACCGAAAGGAAAAAAAUCCCAUUGCCGAGUAUGUAAUAAAUCGCCAUUGCGGGUUUUGUCCCAAAAAAUUACAAGGCACCGUGCUCGUGUAAGAAAGUUCUACUAUCCCGGACACGUAUUACCAAACCCUCUAGUGGCCUGCACAUGCCGUGUCCAAAUACGCGUGCUCUCAUUGGCUAUAAUUUGAAUUGUGUUGUUAAAUUACGAUUUCUGAUUGACUGAUUUCUUAUGGAUGGCUCGUUGAAAUGUCGUGUUAACAUAAUUUAUAGUAUAGUAGUAAAAUUGUUUCAUUUUGGACAUUCGGUCACCUUCAUUCGCAAGUUCGUGUCGGCGUUUUAAUUCACAACCACUAGGAUUUCAUUACCUUUUGGUAGCUCUGACGGUUAAAGGUAUAUAUUUUAAAUAGCGAAUGUCUUUGAACCAGCCAAUAAGAGUACUGUAAUCGGACUCGGUUUAGCCGAUCCACGUACAUUUAAGGGCAAUCUGACCCAUAAACACUCUCGUCUUGUUUUUCCCUUGUCUGGGAUUAAUUUAUUACAUUUGCAUUAUAUCAAAAAAAUAAAUAUGUGUUUAAUACUUCAAAUCAUAUUAUGUAGGUAUUUAAGUUCGAUGGAUUAUUGUUUUAUCACGGUUUUGGCCUUACUAUUUAUGUUAUAUAGAUAAACAAAUAUUUUUGCAUCUUCCACCGUUCACCCCAACCGGAUAAACAGCGUUUUUGUUAUAAUAUAAUAAUGUUUAACACUGUUACAAACUUCUUGAGCUGAUAUAAACAAACCAGCGACCGUUAUCACUGGUAAAUACAAUUUUUAACCGAAUUUUAAAGUCAGUAUAUAUUUUGUACAUUUUUCCUUUAAUCGAAACGAGCGGAUUUGUCACUCGAAAAGUUUUUUCACGUGUAUACUUUAAAAUUAAAUUUUUUUUUAUCUCUUUGAAGGGAUACUGCAAAUAACACUGUACGUUGUGCAAUAUUAUCAUAACAGCUGCAAUAUCGCUUACGCUUGCCGGAUAUACAGAAAAUAAUAUUAAUAUUGAUGUUUGAACUUCACAUUUAUCAAACAUUUUUCGAUUGAAUCACGUGCAAUAAUCAGAAGGGACGCACUUUGCUAAAAUUUUGAAAUUUUUCCAGAAAUAAACAACCCUAUCUAGUUGUAUGUAUAAUAUUUCUACGAUUGUAUCACGUAGACAUUUUUGUGUUUUUAAUUUUUAUGUUAGAUUCUUAUGGAUACCAGUUAUCAGUAUAUAUUAUCAUAUGUGAUAAUGAUUACAAAAUAUAUCACGGUCACGUUAUAUUUUUUUUUUAUGAAGAUGGCUAUUGCAUAGAAUAAUAUACGCAAUGAUACUUAUCUAAGUAUCCUUUCUGUAGUUAUAUUAUGUAUUCAAGUUCAGUUAUACUAUGAAAACGAGAUUGUACUCUACAGAUUUACCGUUGUUCGAAUACAUAUCUAGAGCAAUAAUUUUGACCAAACUCUAUAAUAUUAUCGGUUAAUUUGUACUUGUAUAAAUAAAUCAAUUGAUUUUGUGGAUAAAUUGUAAUUUUCGAUAUCGCGUUGUUAUCUCGGUUGAGUAGUGGUUCUCCAGAGUCCUAUUUUAUUGUAGGUACGAGUGUAAAACUGUAAUAUUGUAGUAUCGUAUCUAUCUCGCGAUUAAACAUCAUUUAAAUCACGACCGUAUCGUGCCGUAAAACUAUACUAUAGAUCGAGGUCUGUAAUAUUAUAAUUACUAAUUAGGGAUUGAAUCGACGGUGGAUCUCGUAAUUAUAAUACUAAUAAUAAUGACUUGCGGAGAACGUCGAAAUUUAAUAUUGUCGAAUGCGUAUCCCCUGCGUAAAACAACACGUUUAAUAACGUUUUUUAUUAUUGCAAGUACAGUAUGUACCUCUAUUCUAUAUAAGUAUAGUAUAUCCGUGUGUUUCUCAUUAGACCUGAUGAAUCAAUCAGAUUAAAAAUCCAAUGUUCCUCGAAAAUUUUAAACAUUCAAUUGCCUCACAACGCAUCUGAAGGUUAAUGGACUAAAAAACAUGUCUUUGGGGCGAGGGGAUGGAAUCGAUAAGGUUUAUCAUCAACAAUUGGUCGUCCGGUAUUCGUCGAAAUAGAAAACUAAAAAUGAAAAAAAUUGUUUGAUUGAGGAACAUAAAUGUAUACCACCUAUUUGCUUCAUACUGCGUAAAAACUCGAAAUCGUUAAAUUUCAAAAUUGUAUACGGUUUCAAAUAAACAGCUGGUUUGUAUAUAAUAUUUAAGUACCAAACCGCAGCGAAGUACCUAUAUACCGACCCAUGUAAUUAUGCUGUUAAACUUUUUGUCGUUUACUACCGGUGAACUCUGCAGAUUAUGUGUAUCAACUUAUUUAAUAUAGGUACACUUACCUAUAUGAAAUUUCAUCAUUCACGUAAAAUUGUGUGUGUUUGCUAACUUUCCGCAGUCUAAGUAAUGGAAUAUUAACGUUUUAUAUAUAUAUACCUAAUAAUAUAUGAAUAUGAACACAAGCUUUGUUAAUGUUUUUAAAGUCGACUAUUAGGCUGGAAACAUACCAUUAGCAUCACCUGCAAACAAACUCGGGUAGUUUUUCAAAUAGCAUAUUCUGAAUACUGUAUUCCGAAUCCUUUAAAAAAAUAUCUCUAAAGAAUAAAAAAACACUUUGUUUCUCUCGUUUUGGAUUGCUAAUAGUUUUUCAAAACUUAUUUUACCUAUUAUCAUAAUGUUUUAUCUAAUUUCCUUAAGUAAUUCGAACUUGACUUGAAAAAUAACAAAACAAUUUUACUCCUAAAAAAUAUUCAAAAAACCUUUCGCAGGAUAUUGAUAAUAUUUUGAAAAUACUACUGUUGUGAAGUAUUCAAAUAUGUAAAUAUACAAUAUUCGGAAUACUAUUUUUAUUGUACUAUUGUAUAUAUUGUGUAUUCCAAAAUGUAUUCGCUGUGCUUUUAAAAAGUAUUUUACCCAUUAGCCGUCAAAUUAUUAAUUUACCUACGUAACCUACGUACAUAACAUGGACACUCGAACUUGAAAUGAAAUUAGUUUUACGAUUGUAGACAAAUAAUUCCACUCUCGACACGUCUGUAUGUAUAGUGUAUACAGUGCAUUGUAUUCGCUGUGUGUAUUAUUGUGUAUACGCGUUUGUAUAAUAAUAUAUAUGGUCCUAUUAUAUCCCGGAACAAACCAUCGCACAAUAAUUCUCCAAACUGUCUAUAUAAACAUGAAUAUUAUUAAAUUGACUUCUGUCAAACGCGAAAUAAUAUAUUUGAAUGUAUAUAUACACAUAAUAUACAUUAUAAUAGGUGUAAUGCAAAUUAUAGUGGGUAAUACAUACAUAUAGAUUUAUAUAGGUACAACUAUAGAGAUCCAAUACAAUCAGAGAGACGUCUUCAACUACGGAACCGUUUUCUAUUGGCUACUUGUCAUGAGUGUCACCGUUUAUUGCGAUUUUUUUUUACGCUCUACCGUAUAAAUGUCAGCUGUGUUCCACUAGGGCUAAUAUCACUAGUGGAACUUAACUAUUAAUUCACUUAACCGCCAAUCCUUUAUAUACAAGGUUAUAAACUAAUUAUCGAAUUAGCGCUAAUAAGAUCGGUUGUACAGUAUCCACUCUCUUGUUAAAUGGGUUCUCUAGGUAAGUUAAUGCACAAUCCAGCUGGCCACGAUAUCGAUGAGAGAAAACACUGAUAAUGUCCAAGAAACCGAAAUUCACGGCGUGUAUCCCUUAAAAAUGCUUUUGUCCUAUCCGGUGUGGUUUCUUCAUACAUAUAGACAUUUAAAUUAUAACGGACUAUACAUUUGCAUACCGAUCCUUUUGUCUGUCAAAAAAUUAAACUGAAAAAUAAUAUAUUAUAGACGGAUGGAAUGAGAUGCUUUUCGUGGAUUUGAAAACUACCAAAAUACUGUUUUCUCCGUGUUAUAGGUUAUGUCAAGUAAAUAUAUUAUUUUGUUAUUACGACUUAUAAUCAUCUCGGGUAUUUAUUAUUUUUGAAGUUUAUGAUAUUUUCCAUACUCUGUUUUCACAAUCCCGUAAACAAAUUUGGACACAUUUGAACAUACCUAUACGAUCCAACAAAAUUUCAAACGCUAAACUAAUAUUAUCGUUCGGUUAUAAACUUGACUAAAGUAAUCGUGUCAACAAGAUUACAUUAUGCAUCUAAGCUGACGUCGCAUGGAGUAAAUCAUAGUAUUAUGGAGUUAUUCCAUGGAAAAAUAAACUAUGACUGUAGUAUUUGUAUCCUUACUAUUAAUGUCAAAAAAUCGAAAAUGUCGUCACUCGGAGUAAAUGUGUAAUAACGUUGAGUUUCGAUUACUUUACUAACAUGUUUGUUGGGUUGCCAGAAGGCUUGCAAAAACCUCGGAUGAGUGGUCGUAAAAACCAACACGGUAUUAAAAAUUACGAAAAAGUCUUUCUUUGUGUUAUAUUAAUAUAAAUGUAUAAACAUUUAAUCCCGUAAUCCCUUUAGCAGCAGUCGAGUCCGUCAUCUUCUCCACUCACAUAAAUGGCUUUGUUUGCUCUGGAGUGUGCGAUUUAAAGUUAUACUCGUAAAACUUCUCGUGUUUCGAGGUUUUUCUUCUCAAAGUAGCGUUGUCGCGCGUUCCCUUUGCAAUAAUACACUGUAUAUUACAUUACACGACUUGCAAUUAACUAGUUAAUUAAUUUGUAUUUUUUUUUUUUUUUUUAAUUCACAGAUUCAAAUAAACGUUUAAACGAGAGUUUACUAUAAGAUUCAAAGCUGGCUAUCGCUACUUCCAAACUGUAUUCCCAGGCUCCUUUACGAGUAUCCACAAGGUAAGGAAUCACGCCGCCGAGUACUUUGGUGUUUGAAAACAGUGUAAAACCGACAGUACUCGUCGUUUAUAAUUAUUGUUAUUAUUAUUAUUAUUAUUACUAUUAUUAUUCCAUAAUGAAAAACGUUCACUUAAUACAAAUAAUAUCUAUAAGUGUUAACAAUAACUAACAGAAAUCGAAACAUAUUAUAUCUAUGUAUAAAUAUAUACCGUAUAUGUGGUUCUGUUAGGCUAUAUACUUAUGAACGUCCUUGACCGAACCGUGUUCAAAGUUGAACGCAAAUUAUUAUAAUGACUACUACGGAUUUAACGUAUUCGCGUCGUUGAUGUGGUUGGAUAGAAUUUUCCGACCUCAGAAGCCCGAAGGAGGACGGGAAUACUAUUCCUCCUACUACUACUUACUACCUGCAUAUGAACACACCCGACAUACGCGCCUGUUCGGCCGUUUUCGUACCUGUUCAUGACAGACCCUCUAUUUUUCAGCGUUAAGUAAGUUAUGGGUACAGUGAUGUCAUCGGGAGUUAAUCGUUGUAAAAAAAAACAAAAAAAAAUCAAAAACAAAAAAAAAACACAUUAGGACUGUGAAUUUAAUGCACUAUAAACAACACUUUAACUCCUCCUCUCCAUCAGGAAGCUAUUAUGAACAAAUUCAGGUAUUAAUAAUUUGAUAUUGAAAGUAACAAAAAAAAAAAAAAAAAUAUGCAUUUUCUAUAAAUUCACAGUCCUAAUAAUGAUAAGACGUAAAAAAAACUCCGUAGAUGCGUAGACGUAUGUGUAGAAGUUUGUGGUUGAUAAUAUAAUAAUAAUAUAGUGCAGUCCGUUUCAGUAACAAUUUUUUAUUUGAAUAUUGUUUUAUAUAUAUAUAUUAUAUAUAAAUAUAAAUGUUUGAUUUAUAUUUUUGUUUUGUUGUAUACUUCUAUAAUAUUAAAAAAAAAAACUUUACAAAAAUGGCUUGAUCGAAGUUGAUUUACAAAUACAUAUAUAUAUCAUUGUAUAUAUUUUUGCAGUACAUAUUAUUAUUAUAUAAAUACUAGAAUCGUAAAAAAAAAAAAAAAAAAAAAAAAAAUUUAAAUACCAUAUAAUUGUAUUAAAAACAGAGUAAGAUACCCGAAAAGAAGGAGGAAAAAUACCUAAAUAAUUAAAAAUGUCUAUAAAAGUUUCAAAACUGAGUUCGUCUUUAUGCCGUAUAACUCAAUGUCUUACAAUGAGCUGAUAAAAAAAAAAAAAAAAAAAAAAAUAUAAUAAUAAUAAUAAACACUAAUCCACUAAUGCAGCGAUCAAACAGCUGAAAUGUGCACAUGGCUUUCGAAAAUAAUAACUAUAAGUAAUAUAAUAAUUAUAUCGAUUGAUGUGGACGCUAUAUAAUUUCUUCUUGUAUUAACAUCACACGUAUAUUGAAUUGUGUGUAUAUACAUAUAUAAAUAUGUAUUAUUUAUGUAUUACUCUAUAAUAGAUUAUAUAUAUAUAUAUUUGUUCUUUUCUGCUCUUAUUAGACUAUAAUUCGUAUUAUUUUUAUUAUCUUCACCCUUUAUUUUUUAUGGACGUGUUUGAACAUAUAUUAUAGGUAUAUAGUUUUUUUUUUUUUUUUUUUUUUUCAAUUUAUGAAUGCGCAUUAUCGACGUCUGUUACGAUCGGAUUAAAACCGCGUCCCGGAGAUGUACCCUUAAGUAUAUGCCGCACUUCAAAAUAUCCGACGUACCGCCGUUAGAAACAACUCGUAUUAAAAAUAUCCUUUGUACAAAAUAUCGCCAUUAGAAAUAUCAUAGCUGUAUGAGUUACACGCCUAAAUUAUUGUUUUUGUGAUUUCAUUACACAAUUGUAUAAUGGCGGUUCACAUAUAGAACGCGGUAUAAUGAUAGGAAACACAUAAGACACAUCUGUCCACCUACAGAAUUUCAUCAGAAUCUUCGGAAAAAUAGGAGUUAUAAGUCUGCGAUGUGGGGAUCGACUGACAUAACGAGAGUAUUCCGUUUUCGCCUCGGAAUUAUGAAAAACGGGGAUUAUUUGUACAAGGGGUAUUUUUAGUGGAUAUAUUUUAAAACGCGGGUUAUUCGGAUUAAAUAUAAUUCGUUUCCGGUGGUUUUUAUAGAUAUUAUAGAUACCUAUAAUAGAUAUAUCAAAACAUUAAAAACUCCAUGUUUCGGCGGAUUUUUUUUCUACUAAAUUAUAUUUUCUAAGGCGCGUUUUUUUUUUUUUUUUUUUUGUUUAUCAUUUAUCACCGUCGUUGUUAUAUAUAGAAAAACCGAAUAUUCGUGUCGAAUAUUCCAAAAUAUUUCCGCAGCAGCAUAAUAUACAAUAUAAUAUUUUAAGCUGUUUUUGAUUAAUUUACGUCAUCGCGAUUUUUUGAAAACUGCCCGGUAACCCCGCAACACCGCGUCAUCGUCGUCGUCGUCGUCGCAUUAUAUAGUGCAAGUAGUUUAAAGAGUCGUUUUCGCCUAAUGCAUUAUUCAAAGAACUUUAUAUAUAAGCGCGAACGUCGACGAUGUAUAUUCUUCAGCCUUUUGGAGAAAGCAAUUUUUCUCUGUACAUAUUUAAUGCGUGUAUCGUAAUAAUAAUAAUAAUAAUAAUAAUAAUAAAAGGUCACUCCGCUAAAAGCUAUAUGUAUAGGUUUUCGUUUCGUGCAGCGCGCGGGACAAAAGAGAGACCACUUGAAAUCGAGCCUCUGCUUUCGUAUUAUAUACGUACGUAGUCAUUAAAAAAAAAAAAAAAAAAAAAGAAAAGAAAAGAUGCGAAAAAUUCCCAAUAAUAAAUAUUAUAUUAUAUAUAAGCCCAUCUAUAGAAAAAAAAAUACCAUCACUCCCCUUUUCGCGUUAAGUGCAUAUGAUACGACUAUAUAUCUACCUACCUACCUAUCACUAUACGCCGCUAUUAAUUAUUUAUCGGUCUAGUUUAGGUAGGCAUACAUAUUUUUUAUACACUUCUCAAAAAAAAAAAAAAAAUACAAUCUCUCUUGUAAUUUAUUUUUCACUCUGUUUGAUCAGCACGUUUUCCCAUGAAUGCGUGAGAUGUACAGGGUUUUCGCUGAUACGGCAUCGUGGGCUCGACGAACGAGUAGUAGGUAAAUUAAUGUUUGUCUCGACCGAACCGUAAGUACGAGCGGGUGUGCAUAGUGUGCGUCCCGGCCGGGAAUCUCAAGAUAAAAAUUCAAAGAAAAAAAAUACCCUCGGCCAAUGUAUUUUUUAUUAAAUACGUAAAAAUAGACUGCGAGCUUGAACAUUUCAAGCACUUUCGCAAAAACGAUUCCUUGUGCAACCUUUAUAAACUCUAAACCUCUUUCCCCCAAUAUUGUUUGAAAAAUGACACUGCCGCUUUACCGUUUUAGGCGGAGAUAUGUUUGCGUUAAAACACGGCAAUAGGUUUUAACAAGUGCAUUUUAUUUAUCAAUCGUUAAGGAAUCGUUUAAGCUUUAUUUUAACACUGUUCAAUUUAUUACCCCUAUACCUACUCGUUAUACCUAAAAGAUGUAUACAUUUUUAAUUUAAAAUUCCAAUCAACCCUCCUUCUCAUUUUAAAUACUGAUUCAAAUAGAGAAUAUUUUUCUAAACAUUUGAUAUGCACAAUACUAAUAUUGGAUUUACUGUUUAUCCGUAUUUAUCAAUAAUUUAUUGUACCAAUAAUCUGAUUUUUUUUGGUGGGAAGCUUAAAUUUCGGAGGCAAGACUCUACGGACCCGAACAUACCUGGUUCGUUUAAAGUAAAUUGAGUUGGGACAAUGGGUUAAACUUUCAUUUUAAAUUUUAAAUCGAUUAAUUUAUUGAGAAAAUUAAGUCGGCGCAAUGACUCCGUCAACUUGUUUAAAGUUUUCUUAAUAAAUUACGUAUUCGAUUUAAAUUGAAUGUUUAACUCGUUGCCUUUCAGUCAAUUUUGGUUUUAUUGUCACGGGUUCCGUACGAUUGUCCAUGCAAUCGCGCAAUUUUUAAGUUCGCGUUGCGUUGGAUUUGGCAAUUGAUCACGAAUAAUUUUGUCAGAGUGUAUUACAAUGGGUAAAUAAAGAUCUUCGAAAACCUCGGCUCCGAACUCUGCGGAGUGUGCACGCGGCCACGGGAUUUCGGAUAAUUGUCGCUUUUUAGGUUCGCCGAAGUUUCGAAUUAUCGCGGGAAUCGAUUUUCCGCGCGGCAAUAAAUAACGCGGAUAACCGGGGUAACGUGUAUCGUCGUCCUUAUCACCAACCGUAUAUAUAUAUAUAUAUCUGUGUGUGUAUACGGUUACGAGACCCGCGCGGCAAAGGCCUCGAGAUUUAUGCGGGUCGGAGCAGAUUCCUACAGUUCCGGCCGCCGCCGACGCCGUUGCCGCCGCCGCCGCCGCACCGGCGGCCGACAAGCGAUUUUAUUGCAGAACCGGUUGUGUAAUUAUGGUUACUGUGCCCGCAUAAUUAUUAUUAUUAUUAUUAUUAUUACAUAUUAUAAUGCGUUCCUCGCGGACUUUGGCCGUUAAUCAAUUCGCGACGUUGACCCGCGGAGUCCCCGGCGCUGUCGCCGGCAGAUUUAUUACGCCUAUCGCGCCGCGCGCGAAAACACGUUUCGCGGCUCGGCGCGGUCCGGGGCCCGGGCGUUGUAUUAUUGUUUCGAUGGCAUCGAGCGAGUAACACGCGCGGUAAUUAUAAUAUUUACGCGGGCAUGGUAAUAAUAAUAAUAAUAAUAAUACGCUCGUGUGCGCGCAGCGUUUGUGUACGUACCGAUACGCGGCGACUUUUCCCCGGGGUCCUUUUUGCGUUUAAUAUAUGUGUGACGAUAACGCGCGCCAGUCCUCUUCUGAUCUGCCCCUGCUCGCGUCCGUAUUACACACUACGUAAUAUCGUAUAAUGGCCUUUUUAAAUUAACCUUAUACAAACUGCCGGCCUGAAAAGAACGGGCAAAAAAAAAAAAAAAAAAACGUUUAACUUUUAUAUAUGAUAGUCGUUUCUGGCGGCGUCCUCGCCCACGGAUACGCGCUAUCGUAUACAAAAAUAUAAACGUCACUGUGAUCCGUCGCAAAGGGUAAAUAUGUUGUCCUAAAAAACCUACUCAUUUAUUAUGGGGGGGAAAAAAAUAAAAGGCAUAUACGACCGGUGGAUGUGCCACUAGGAGAAAAGUUGGAUAGGGAAAAAUAUAUUAUAGACUAAUAAGCGAGAUAUCAGGAUUAUUAAAUUUUGAUAUUUCAUAGAAACAGCACGAAUUUGCCAAACGGCCAUCCCUGCCAAACGGAAAUUUGCUAUGUGUCGUACGUUUGUAAGACGCAGACAGCACACGCGGGUAUCACGUCCUCUUGACAGACGGACGGUGGAAAAAAAAAACAGUACGCAUUCCUCGAUUCGAUCAGAUAAUCUAAAAAUCCGUACAUCAAAGCGCAAUAGAACCAAUAAACAUUCCUCGAUUGCUUAUUCGUUCGGAAUCGAAAAACAAAACCCCCCGUUCGCACUUUCGCUUAUCGCGGUUUUUUUUUUUUUUUUAAUAGCCGUUUAAUAAUAUCGCCGAGCUUUUUAAUGUUAUUUCGUUUUCACAAUUUUUUUUUUCUUCCGCCAUUGCCAGGCGGUUUUACCGUAAAUAACCACGCGCUGAGAGAUGUAUAUAUAGAGCAGAGAGAGUGAGAGAGAGAGAAAGUUCUGGUACAAAACGACUAUAAUAUAUUAUCAUUAUCACCAUUGUUAUUAUUAUUAUUGUACGCCGAACGGUAUAGUCGUGCCAAACACAUGCGGAAAAAAAACGCGAAACCUCCCCGUGUCCGCCCCGUUUUAAAGACGGGCCGCGCGCUAAAUCAAACGGUUAGGUAUACGCGCGCGGUUUCCCGUGCGUAUUUAUGACGGCGCUUGCGAUGACUAUAAUAAUACGCUCGGGGGGAGGGAGGAGGGGGGUCACGCAUUUGUUUCGGACAGGAAAUAACGCGCGCACUACGUACACGCACGCACGCACAAACACACACGCCGCACAUAAUGGGGUCCGCGAUUUAUUGUCUCCUUUUUCCCUUAUUUCGGCGGGCGGCGGACACGACGGAAUAUAGUAUUAUAAUAUCAUGUACAAUAUAAUAUACGUAUACGCAAUAUAAUAAUACAUUAUAUUAUGUACCUAUAUAACGACUAUAUAUAUAUAUGUGUGUGUGUGUGUGUGUGUGUAUAGUCCUCCCCUAUCGCCGGCCCCUCCCCGUCUGCACCCUUACCGCGGUAGUUAAAUUCGGUACCGCAAAACGUCAUGGUACUCGCGCAAUAUAAUAUACGCGCGUACGCAAUUAUAUAGACACGGACGCAAAUGUAAAUCGUGUCGGAGCAGAGUUUGCGUUUUGGUCGCGACGUAUACACUGCAUACUAGGUAUAUACUGCGAAAGUAUAAUAAUAUCCGACUGCAUAUUAUUAUUAUUAUUAUUAUUAUUAUUAUUAUUAUUAUUAUUAUUAUUAUUAUUAUACAGGCACGCCUGCCUGACCUAUAAGUCAAUUUUCGUUUUAUAGUACGUAUAUAAAAAAAAAAAAAAAAAACAAAUUUUAUAAUCAAGGUUUUCGCCCUUCGCCGAUAUCGGUNAAAGUAUAAUAAUAUCCGACUGCAUAUUAUUAUUAUUAUUAUUAUUAUUAUUAUUAUACAAGCACGCCUGCCUGACCUAUAAGUCAAUUUUCGUUUUAUAGUACGUAUAUAAAAAAAAAAAAAAAAAACAAUAAGUACGCGAAUAAAAACCAUAUAAUAACAUUUGAGUAUAUAACUGGAAUCGUUUGAGUGAAAAUAAAAAAAAAAAAACAAAUUUUAUAAUCAAGGUUUUCGCCCUUCGCCGAUAUCGGUUUUGUCGAUCGUCGUUCCACGUAAUAUAUUAUAUUUGUUUUAAUAGAACGACAUAAUUCGUUUACCCCAAAGAUAUCAUGUCGAGAAUAUCGUUUAUUACACACUUCCGCGUUACCGUCAUAGAUAGGUUUCGUAUAUACCGCCUAUCCACGUCCAUUGACGAUUUGAAUAUUAUGUUCCGAUUGUUAUUCGGUUUAUGCGUCGAAAAUGUAGACACGCUGUUUACAAAAUACUACACCGAACCCGAUACGUAUAAUAUCAUUAUCAAACUUAUGUAAUAGUAUGUAAUUGAAUAGCUCAAACACAAGAUAGUGCCCCGCCAAGUCGGGCACGUGCAGGUUUCGAAAUCGAUAAGAGUUUACAAUAUAACGCCCGAGUCGAAAACUUGCCCGGGACUUGCGGCUCUAAUGCAUAUUCUGUAAGCGCGCCAAAAUAAUAAUCAUCCGUUUUGGUAUUAACGCCGUGCCGAUAAAGUUUCGCCUCGAAAGACAACAAAAAAAAAAAAAAAAGAAAAAAGAAAAAAAACACCCAAACGUUAUUAUCGCGUAGCUGCAGUAUUGUAUACCGAACAGAGACAAACGCGGAAAUCACGUCCGACUACUGUACAUUUUCGUAAUGUUCGGCGCGUGUUACUGAACAUUACGGACAUUUAACGUUUUCGUAGAGAUUACGCCAAAUCCAGCAUGGGGAUACACGUAUAGCCGCAACGUUUUGGAUUUUACGUUAUUCACUAUACAUUCGCACCUAUAUUUUCCAUAAAUACAUUUCGACUGUAAAUAAUCAAACCUCUGCACCGUGCCAUUAUUUCUAAAUGUUCUUAUUGUUCAGUACUCGUAUGCAUUUAAUUUAUUUUGUCGUCCGUUUUCAGUCGAUUUCCCUAGCCCGAACCCUGUGACCGAUUAAGUUAAACGGUAUCGACGACACGCAAUCUAUACAACGCUAAAUGAUCGAACACUGAACUAGUGUGCCCGCUCCUUACAAUUCAGACGCGCUAUCGCGAUUAUAUGUUAUUACAGCUGAGCGGAGGCGGUUUAAUUUUUCCUCCGAGACAAAGACCCCCGGCACCCCGCGGCCGGGGGUUUAUAUCCUCGGUCGGCCCAUUAUACCUGCGGCCAUACACAAUAUUAUAAUAAAUCGAAAACUGAUUACUAUACGCUAUUAUAUAUGUAUACGCGGACGAUAAUAAUUCCGUGUUCAAUCUCUGCCCGAGAUCGGAAUUACGGCGGUUACUCGUGCCAAUAAUAUACACCCCGCAGGUCGGAAGUACCCCCCAUAUAUGCGUGCUCUCAGGCCGUAUUGUACCGUAUUAACAUAUUUACGUACGCGCAAUAUUAGUAACGUUUCUAAAGAACGAACACCCGAGCGGUGCAACGUGUACGUCCGUUACAUCGUUCAUUGUAUUGUAUAUAUGUACACUGCGGGCUCUCGAAAUCUCCGCACCGAUCGGCGGCGGCGUUCGUGGUGUGCCCUGUAUACGACACGUUCGUAUCGCGUUACACGGACAGCAGGGUGACAGGGCGACGCAGGAACCGCCGUGUAAUCUCUGGGCGGUUUUUCACCGCCGUCCCCGAGACGCGGGAGUAAUGAUGCAUACCGCGCUGCGGUUGCACGUUUCAUAACGCGGUAUUAUACGUCUUUUAGCGUAGAUUACGUUAUUAUUUUACCGACGGCAAAACGACUGGCGGGCGGCGAGAGGGAGCGAGGUAGAUAGGUUCGGUUGGGCGAAAAGGGCCGGGUCUCGGGAGCCGCGGCGGAACGGGGUCCGAAAACGUUCUCCGAUCCGAUGCCAACCCGUUGUUUUUCCGUAUAAUCCGACGCCGCGUAAUAUUUCACGGCCGUUCCGUAUAAUCGUUCCGGAAUUUAAUACGGAAACCGGAGCCAAAAAAUACAUAGGCUCCGGUAGUGUAUUAUUAUUUUUAUUAUUAUUAUUAUUAUUAUUAUUACUACCAUCGCGAGUCUGUGCGGUGCACACGGCCGCGCCGCACGCAUUAUACACCGUAUAUUUAUAUGCGGCCGGCAGCAUACGCAUACCUGCAUUGCACCAAAACGUUUCUCCGCACCACCGUCGCAAUGUGUAUGCGUUCGUAUUCUGCCGCCGCGGCAGCUACACGCCGGCCGGCGUUUUACAUCGCUCGCGGAAGCCGUAUAUUCCUCCGGCCCCACGUCCGUAUAAUAAUAUAUUUAACGGAGCGUUUUUUUUUUUUUCCUUUUUUUACUCUAUAUUUUUUUUUUUUUUGUACGAUUUCCUCCGCCCUUCCCGCUACGUUUCGGAAGCCCUCCCGCGGCCAAACGCGCCCGCCGCCGUCGUCUCCUCGUCGUCCGUAACGGUACCCGUACGGGUUUCCGGUCCGCGCGACCGUGUACCGCGCCGAUGCGCAGAUAAUCCGCUUUGCCGAUACGUUGCACGGAUUAUAUCGACGAAGACGACGGCGACGACGACGGUACCAUAACAUAUAUUUAUCGCGCACGAGAUAGUCGCACGCGCGGUACUACGAUAUCGGAUAUAUAAUAUGCGUGUGUGUGUGUGUGUGUGUGUGUGUGUGUGUAUGUGGCACCCUGUACAUCCGGACCGGAUGGAACGUUGUCGGCGGCGGUGACCGGCGGGUGGGGGGGAACGGUGUGUAGUGCGCGGGGGGGNGGGGGGGGGGGGGGUGACGUAUGGAACCGCAAACUCGUUGCACGGUCUCCGGGGAUAAGGAUUCCGCGCGGGAGUUGUCGCGCGCGUGUUGCGUCAUUUCCGCCGUAAAUAAAAACGCAGUCGAGCCAAAUCCCUGCAGGUAUACACGACUACAAUAUUUACACGAGGCUGCACCGGUGCCGCCGCCGUCAGGAAUUUCGAGUUUGACUGGCCGGGGAUGUAACAUUUAAUAUAUAUUUUAUGCACUUCGUUUUUUUUUUUCCCCCGUACGCGUGUUCAUACCCGGGCAAUUGUAUUAACUGACCCGAGGUAGAGUAGUUAAUUUUUCAAAUGUAUAAUGUAAUUAUAUCGGACAACCGCAAUUGGUUCAAUAGUUCAGAAUUUUCUGGAAACCGAUAUUCGACUGAAUCCAAAGUGAGAAUAUCGUUUGGAUGUUGUUCGGCCAAAAUGUAUUGUUGAAUAUCGGCUAUAGGCGCAAACGAAAAUUUAAAAUGUCAAUUUAACUAAUGGCCCGUUUCUCGCCAUAUUUAUAUUUCCAACGCAACGUAAUAAAAUCGUUUGAUUUUUUUUUUUUUUUUUUUUUUUUUAAAACGCCUCUCCAUUAAAUUACGCGGUAGCGCUUAAAUAUAAUAUACAAAAUAUGCAGAUCUGGGAUGAUUUCGAUGAUAAUUUUAACGGAAGUGGGGUUUUUUUUUUGUGUUUUAUGUUUUGUUUCGGAUGAUAUAUUAAAUACUAUAUUAUAACUGCAUCUAUAUUAUCGUCAAACCGAAGUUUUUUUUUUUUUUUUUACGAUCCCGCGCACGUUAAUAAUUUACCAUUCAUAUAACGCUCGCAUUACGACUCUGCCGAACGGAAAAAAUACCCAUAAUAUUAUGCUGUGUGUAGGUAAAAUACAUUUUGAAUAACUGCAGAGCGCGGAACCGUUGACAGUAAGCUCGGCGUGUGACUGAAUUUAUGAGGGUCGAACUAUGGUUAAUGGUAUAUACCUACAUAUCGUCACUAUACAUUUGCCUACCCCUUAACGGCCUCCCCCGUCGUAUAUUUUAUGACCAUAUUGACAAACAAACUAUACGUAGAUAUUAUAUAUUACGGACAAACUCUCUUAAACUAAAUCAAUUAUGAUAAAUAUCUAGGUUGGUACUUACAUUAUUUUAUCCAAACGACUCGCCUGUAAAUAUAAGAUAUACAGAAAAAAUGUAGAUUCCAAGCACAAUGGUUUUACUAGGCAUGAUUUUUUUUUAUUUUUUAUGUCCAUGGACAACUUUUCUAUACCAAAAUUGUUAGUCUUAUCAAAAAAAUAUAAGAGAGCCUUAUUGUAGUAUUUUAGAUUCACUCGGCACAUUGAUAAGCACUUUUCUUAAUAUUUGGGAAAAACGGAAAAUUUACAGAAAAAAUGAUUUCAUUAUUUUCGUUUUGUUUUUUAGUUCAGUGAAAAUAAUCGUACAGAUUUUUAUGUAAUACUUAUAUUAUCUUUUUAAAGAUGUGGUCAAAUUUUCGAGUACUUAUUUUAAUUUAAUUUUUUGUUUUAAAUUCUUUAGUUCAACUAUGAAUAUAUAGUUUUUACUAUGAUGUAUGCGAUUUUUUUAUAAUUAUUUGUAUAUUUCUCUAUGCUGUACUUGUUCAGCAACAAAAUAAUUGAAUCUAUUGUUUUAAGUGCCUAAAAAUUUCAAAUUUAACAAUCAUAGAUGUACCAUAAUUUUUGUAAUUAUAUAAGCAAAGCUGUGCAAUGAGCAUGGUUAAAAAGUUGAAAUUUUUAAUUAAUUUGUUUAACAAUAACUUGAUAAAUUACAAGUUGAUUUUAACAUAGCAUAUAAUUUACAAUCAAAACAUUAUUUGAAUUAGUACUAUCGUAUAACUGGUUAUUUUUUUUUCGCCGUACUCAUUAAAUAUAUGUCGAAUUUAAAAUAAGUAUACCUUAUAUUUGAUAGUCCUAGAAUAAACCAGAAUAAAAUUUUAAAAACCAAAAGAAAUUAACUUUCCACUUCAUUUAAGUAAUAUUUUUUAUUAAUCAUAUAAAAUUAGCAUCACUCUCGACUAUUAUUAUGAAAUCAAUCGAUGGUUUCUUAUUUAAAUAUUUAAGUUAGUUAAUUAUAAUUUAUAAUGUAAUUUAUUCAAAAACGGUACAAACAUUAAAAUUAUAUUUUUAAUUUUGAAAUUAUGUAUAAAUCGAUGGGAAAUUAACUGCUUUGGAUCGUUAGAAUGUUUCAAAUUAGAUUCUUUAAAACAAUAUUUUACCUGUUAUUUUGUUUUCUAUUUCAUUAUAGUCGUGCGUGUAUUUUAUCAUCAUAUAAUGUUAUAAUUUUAAAAAUCCAUCAAAUAUAAUAUAAUAAAUAAAUUAUAUAUAAUAUACUUCAUCGCGUUUAUUUGACAGAAACCACUUGGGUUUAUUGUCAAAUAGCUUAUAUUGUUAUUAUGAUAAUAAUAUAAUAAUAUGAUUUACUACACGCGCGAGUAAUACAGAAUUCGAAAUACUUGUGCGUUUUAUGUGUUAAAUAAUAUACGAAGUUGACAUAUAAAUUACAAAAAUAAAAUAAAAGAUUCCGCUAAUAAUAAUAAAAAACAAAAUACCAACGGUUUUUGUUAUUUAAUAUUCGUUAGAUAAAUACGAUUGUCGGGCAAUUUGUUGGCGUAUAAUAAUCGUGAAAAUCAGUAUUAAAAAAAAAAAAAUUUAAAUAUUUCCGUUUUGAGUACUCAAACAAUAUAAAAUAAACCUUCAUUCGGAAUUGUCUCACACUGCAGCGGCUAUAAUGUAAUAUAAAGAAUGAAUUUAAAUUUUUAAGUGUUAUAUUAUGUAAUGGAUUUUCCAGUCGACUUACGUUAAAUUAAGUUUUUCAGGAGCCUUAAUUUCGUUUCCUGCAGCGGCGUUCUAACAUUUCUUCGUCAACAAGAAUAAUUAUAUUAUAAUAUUUGCAUGCGAUAUUAUUUACUCUGCGUAAAUUUUCCUAUACAUAUAUAUAUGAAGUGUAAUCAAAAAACGCCGGGUCUGUUUGAAUUACGUGCCAACGAUAUAUAUGUAAUGCUGGAAAAAAUGGUUAAAAAAUUUCGAAUUUUUCAAACGCUUAAAACAGACGAUAAAGAAUUUUAAUUUUGUUAAUCAGUGUUCAAUAAUAUUUUUCAAAAAGUCUUCAUAUUUAAAACUAAAACAAAUUCUACUAGGCGUGAAAGUUUUUCCAGCGAGGUAUGGUUUUGUAUAACGUAUACGGUAAUUCUGUCAACCCGCGGCGUAGCCCGGUGGGGUUUUGAGCGUUAUAACAUAAAAUAAUUUACCUUUUUAUUUGUUCGAUAUUUUAAUUUUCAAGCGAGAUAUAAGCAUUAUUAGUUUUGGAUAAUCCUCAUACGCGUGUUUUUAUUAAAUGUACGUUUGUUAAACAACACGUGCAGGUAUCACGUCCCCUUAAGUAUUUAAUUUGUUCGAUGAUUUUCGUCGGGGGUCUAAAAAAAUGUGUGCUUAUAACUCAAAAUAAUUUCUCGUAUAAUAUUAUACGUGUUUUCGACGAAACCUAUAGGAAAUCGUCUGAUGCGUUCUUGUUUUAUUAUCAUUCGUUCCGUCUUUCAACGGCCAUACAGUAUCAAAAUAAUAUUACGUACGUAUUAUCGAAUCAAUUUGUUUUUAAACGAGUAUUGUUCUUAAUAUUAUUGUCAGUAUACCAGUGGACGGGUGACAAGCCCCGCGCAGCAGUAAUAAGUUUUCGUUAUAUUUUCACGGCAAAUCGUUACACACUUUUGACGUCCAUUAUUUAGUUAUUUUCUUCGCGCUUUCUCUCUCUCUCUUGGAAUUCUCGUGUAUAUAUAUACACACCUGCUACCCCCUGUAUAUAUUGAUCGACCUUCCGUGUAUACUGUGUAUAUGUGCCGCCGUCGGUGUAUACGCACGUAAUAAUAAUCGUCUCUUUUCAGCCGUGUGUGUGUGUGUGUGUGUGCCCGAGAGUUCAACCGAGAAACCAAAUGCGGUCGUGGCGCGGGUAGACGGGGGAAUUUCGCCCGUAUAUACCUUAACCGUAUUAUCAUAUUUAUUUAUUACGUUACCGGUGUUACCGGCUACCGUUAUGCUGCUUCCACGGUUCGGUUACCUACAUAAAAUAGGUAUCUGUGUAUAAGUUCGCGACGAGACUUUGACCUUAUCCCGUCGUCGCGAUUACGCUCGCACACGGUACCAGACGCGAUGCGUCACGGCGACCAUUGUUAUAAUAAUAAUAAUAAUAAUAUAAUAACCCGUUUUCCGAACAAGUAAAACUUUUGGAUUAUAUUUAAGAGUGGUUUUUUUUUUUUCUAAUGACGUCUGCGAUUUUUUUUUUACCACACCGACAACAACGAACCUUCCGCCGCCCCCACGUUGUACAGCCGUAUUACUCGCGGGGGCAGUGCAAAUCGGGGGUACGACGCCGUGACAACGACGCGUACCUUAAUACGGGCGAAAGUUUUCAAAAAUCCCGUUUGCUACUCCCAAUUAUAUUAAUUUGACCGACUGGCGGUGACGACAUGACUGCGUACAUACACACCGUACAUUAUAACAAUAUUAUUAUUAUUAUUAUUAUUAUUAUUAUGUGUGUCCUUAUCUGUUCGACGACGUUGGAAAAGUUUUUGACGUAACGAACUAUGCGUGACGGCCGUUUGCGGUUUCUCGCUGUAGGACCGCUGGAGGUUACUAUAUAAUAAUGUAUAACUUUGUUUGCAUACCUACCUACCCAUCAAACUUUUGUUUGCCGUGAAAUUAUUAUCGCGUUGGUAAAUGCUGCCCGAGUUUCACGAGAAGAAUCUGUUCUUCGUGUAUAAUAAUAACAAUAUUUUUAUUAUAUUGUUAAAAUAUCACGCGUGCACGUCCGGAAAUUAAAAGGCCGUCGUCGUACGCCAGUGAUGCUAGAUAGGCAUUAACAGUUUUCCCUCUGAAGACAACGAAAUCUCACCACCGAACAACUUCGGUCGUUACAUUUUUUUCAUAGAACAUAAAUAAUGCUCGUCACAGACUAAUAUAGUGCAAUUUUAAUUUCAAUAUCGAACAAAUAAUUCUUAGACAUGCGUUUUAGUUAACCGGCACCACACAUAUUAUAAUACGCAAUAAACUGGAUUGCUGACCGGUGUUAAGAAGUGCAGGUUCAAUCCGCUAUUUCGAGGAUCGUCUACUUUUAUAUCGCGAUACGUGAUAACUGUUAAAUCUGUGUAUUGUUUUUAGUAAAUCACGGUCUUGGUAACCGCGAUAACAGCGGUAAAAAGACAGAUUCAACAGUUAUCACAAUAUGAAAGUAGGUAUAUGAUAAGGCCGCUUCAAGCACCAGAUUUAUAUAUAUAUAUAUAAAUAUGUGUGUAUAUAUUAUACUAGUAAGUAUAUUUAUAUCUGUGGUCAAUAGAUUUCAUUAUUUAGUAUAAAUACUCAAAUCCUAAACGCUAAAACCGUUAUAAAUAAUGUACUGACAUUUUCGUUAAAAUACACGCCAAAAUAAUAUAUUAUUUACGUUUAUAUAAUUUUACUAAUAAUAUUGUUAAUAAUUUCCUUACUAAGAUACAAAAUGCCCAUUUUCCCAUUCUCGGAGGGAAAUUUAACGCGAGACCGCCUUAUUCCCGUGUGUUCGCAAGACGCGCGUUUAUUUUUAUUGUGAUCACCAAAUCCGUACGAUUUCGUCACGAGAUAGGGUAAAAAAAGAGAUAACGGCACAAUAAAAAAAAAACCCAAAGCAAAAUAAGAAAACCGCGGCGGUACUCCGGAUAAUAUUAUUAUACUAGGAUUUAAAGGCAAUUUACGUAAUGGAAUUUCGUUAUCAUAUCGUGUGUAGAGUGACGGCAGCUGGGGACGGCCGGCAGUCGGGUAAAAGUGAUUAUUUCAACGAAAUUCAAAAACGCUUUCGGGUUUUUUUCCCGCCACCGCCGCUGCCGCCGUCUUUUGUCAAUGAGCUUCGAAACGCGUUGUCGACCGACCGCACAUUAGCGACCGCCGUUCUUCUAUGUCUCGUCUCUUCCGCAGUCUCAUCGUCCGACGUGCAACUGUCGCCUAGCACCGCGUUUUUAUAAAGCCGGAAAUUUCGUAGCGAUUUUCUUCGACAACCCGCGGCGGCGAAUGACCCAUUCGUACGAACUUUAUUACUGGCGUGCGCUUUUUCAGAAAAUGUGAGUAUUAUUAUAUUAUUAUCAAUAUUACCUAGGUACUGCAAUUACGGCAAUUUCGGUCGGUCGAACCCGCCGGGGUUAUUCGGCGUUAUUACGACGGUCUUUGUCCGUCCGAUAGGAUUUCUCAACGCUCCCCGACAGUGUGUGUGUGCGUGUGUUGGUGGGUGGGUGGGUGGCUGGCUGGGUGUGUGCGUGCGGGACCCUUUAUUGUUUUCUGAACGAACGUACGUAAACGCGAGAAAAAAAAAAUAACAUAUAGAAACGGGAUUUUUUUUUUUUUUGUUGUUCGCAUUUUAGCGUAGGUUAUCCGAAAAUCGAUUGUUAUUAGACAACGUAAAUUUGUAGAACACAAAACAAAAAUAGGUAAUAAUAAAAAAUAAAUACUCCGGAACGUACGUAAACGCGUAGUCGAAUCGAAAAAAUAAUAAUAAACGCAACCUCCGAGAAACCGAAUACAACUUUUAUAUUGUAACGACGAACGAACAUCCCGUGGUGUUUCCUUUUUUUUUUUUUUUUUUUUUUAUGUAUUUUAUUUUUAAAUUUCCGUUUUCGACGUUUGUUAUAUCAGCGGCGGCUUUCCGUGACCUUCGCCGUAUCGACGUGGAAUAUUUAAUAUUGUACCUAUAGGUGUAUAAUAUUAUUAUCUAGUACGCCGGUAUAUGCCGAACGAAUUUAAUUUCUGAAAACGUUUUUCGAUCCGAUAACGUCUUCGGCAGAAAAAAAAUUAUAUAUAAAUAUAUACCUGUACAGCGUACAUACACGUACGAUUUGGUUUACGGUCGAAGUGCCUUCGUAAGCUUGUUCGUAUUUUCGGAAAUGUAUAAAAAAAAAUUCUAUACGCACCACCUGCGCGUCGUCAUAGUCGUUUUACCUUUUACGGAUCGCGGGGAGGUAUUAAUUUUUAUCCCGGUGCCUCGGGGCCGUCGUAAAAAUAUACGGUUUUUUUUUGCAUUUUUUUUUUUUUUGCUACGCCAUUAGGAAAAUGUCUCGGUUUAUGAACGACAACUCCGGCCGAAUGGCGGAAUAAACUGCGCGGAGAGACACCGCUGCGGUAUUAUAAAAGUACUUUUUUUUUUUUUUUCAAAAAACCCUCGGCUACGAGAUUGUGGCGGUAGUACGUGAAAAAUUGUACAAAAAAAAAAAAAAAAACCGUGUAUACCAGUCACCGUGUUAUUGUACAAACGGUUCUUAUCUGGGGUUUUUUCGUCAUUGUUUUUUUAUUUUUAUUUUUUUUGUUCUCCCGUUAUUUUGGCUCGUGCUGUAAUAAUUAUUGUUGUCCAUUCGUCUUUCGUCAUCGUGUGUCACGAUGAAAAAAAUACCUACCGUUUUGUUUUUUGCUCGGAACCGAGCUGACCAAAACUUCAUUUUUAAAGCCUAACAAAUGCCAAUUAUUUUUCAUUGGAAUAUUUUGAUGGUAAAUUAAAACAUUUUAAUCACUAAGUAAUUCGUUAAUUAUCAUAGAGGUUUGAUUAAAAACACUUAUACAUUCAUUUUUAUCAAACAAUUCCAAUUGAAUUAAUUUUUUUCACUCCAAAAAUAAUUUAUUACAAGUUUUAUUUCUCGAAUUCAUAAUUAUUUAUUACAUCUCCUAUUACAACGUAGAACUAUGAGAUUAAUGCAAUUCAUAACUCACUAUAAUAUUUAUGCAUCACUCAAUAAUUUACUAUAAUAUUAUGUUAAUAAUCUAUAAUUUAAAAAAAUUAAAAUAAAAAAAAAACAAUCUGGGGUUAUUUAAUGUUGUAAAAAUAAGACUUUUGGCUUAGUAAAAAUGUGUUCUUUAUUUUUUUUUUUUUGAAUUUUUGUUAUUAUGAUAUUAUAUAAUAUUAUAAAUUUACCAAAACGCCCUCUCCGCCACGAUCGACGAGGACUUGAGAACGCACGCGAUCCCUGCUCAUCCGAAAUUCGCCUGUCGUCAGCGACUUAGUCGUUUUAUUUGUACAUCCCCAAGAGAGUGCACUUGUUCCUGGAAGUUUUUUGUUUUGUUUUUUUUUUCUUUUGCGUUUUCCUACGCCCUACGUCCUCUUAACCGGUACCGGAAAUACCGAGGAGUUCCUCCCACCACACGACUACUCGACGUUUUUUAAACUUCUUUUUUUUUUUAAAUAAAAUAAAAGCACACCUCAGCCGAGUGUUUUGCGGACGAGAGAAAAUUGAUUUGUAUUUUUUCAACGCACGCGAAAAACGAGUUAUUGCUGAUCGAUGAUUUUUCGUACCUAAAUGGAAUAUUCUUCUUGUGUGUGUGUGUGUGUGUGUGUGUUUACGAGGACGACUUCACGGCCACAUUACAUCGUAUACCGUCUGUCCGAUAGCAAAAUUACGUCACGCAGCACGUUCGAAUCGUAUCGUUUUCGAUAUCGUAUGUUUUAUUUUUUGUGGGAUAUUAAGUAUAAAUUAUUGUUAUGUGUGCGUUUUUAUUCCGGUCUUCGAACAAGUUUGCGAAAACUUCACAGAAGCAUUCUUGUGAAAAUUCAAAUCCAUUGUUAGUGAGGUCAUUUUAUUUUUAUUAAUUCGUUGUACAUUCUUUAUAAUAGUCGAAAGAAAAAAUGUUUGAGAAAAGUAGACAUAAAAAGGGAAUAGUGAUGAUGAACAUCGAUGUUUUAUUUUUUUCCAAAUCGUAUACAAUUAAAAUUUAUACAGAAUACUUCCAUUGGUGUUUUCUAAAUGUUUAAUGUGACUCCGGUAUUGUUUUUUUAAUUGUAUACAAUUAAAACAUUACUUUUGAGUCCACUCAUCUACUUUUCAAUACAUAUUUACAGAGAAAGGUUUUUCCGGGAAUAAGGAUGACUCAUUGCUAAUUGAAUAUCUGUAAUUUGUAUAUCAUUUAUUUUUUAACUGUUAAACACGAACAUUUUAUACUGCCCGCGUUGAACUCCGGUGUUCGUGUUUUAUUUGAUUUGUAAUAGUUGGUUUUUGUUUAUUAGCAUAUUAUUAUUAUGUUUGUGAUUAAAAAUAUAAACAAAAUUGAGUUCAACGCGGGUCGCAGGGUGUUUUCCUUCGUCCAACGAAAAAACAAUCGUCAAAGUCGGACCGUCUGUGGGUUUUUUUCCGUAGUGCAUUUUAUUUUUUUUUUAUCUAAGAUAGAAACGCGUCUGGCCGCUUAACUUAUUACUUAUACGCAUGACCCAUACCACGACCCUUGGAUUUCGAAUUUCCAUCCGAGGCACGUUCCUUUGCCAACGUGAAUGCGUCCGCUGCGGCCAUUCGUUGCGGCACACGCCAAUCAGCCGGUCGACUUGCACACGCUCGUGCCGCCGAUUCGUCGAUUCGCCUCCGCAUAAUAAUAUUAUUAUCCAACAGUCAAUACAGUAUAUUAUUAUUGUUAUUUCUAUUAACCCUCGUCAACACGUAUACGCACGCGGUACGAUACAAACAUAAAUUGUCGGCAAUUUCCAUUCGAUGUGCAAUCGGUUCGCCGCGGCAAAACAAAACCGACAAAUCGUGAAUAACGUAACGACGAGAAUCUAUUGCCAUUUUUUCCUGUCGAUUACCUAAUCUAUAUUUAGGAUGUUAUUUUUUAUUACACAUUAAUACAGCCAUUAUAGGUAUCUAUAGGUUAAUAUGCAUUCGGGCGUUCGGUUCGCCGGAUGGCUAUGUAGGAUAUUAUACAUUUAUACUUAUUGUCGGAGUGUGGGUACCCUACCGAAAUUCAACGACGGUCGAUCAAAAUGACAAUGCACAUUCCAAAACUAAGCAGUUUGAAAAUAUAUUAUUAUUUGCUGUUCAAUCUCAUAAGUGGUGGAUAUAGGAUUUUUUUUUUUUUUGGAGGGGGUCCAAAAUUGUCGACCAUCAUAAUUAGUCUAACCGCAAUUUGAACGAUAGUUUAUAAUCAUAAUUAAUUCAUAUUACUACAACUGCAAUUUUUUAUAUAUAUAUAUAAUAUCACAAUGAAUUACAAAGUAUUAUUAUUUAAUUUACCUCAAUAAGCAAUGCUUGUGGCGAGGUAAAUCAGUUAAUCAUACAAUAUAACUUAUUAAAAACAAAAAUAUAAUUACAAUAUUUAUGAUAGAAAAAAAAAAAUUAACUACAAUAUUAAAAAUACUUAUCCUCAGAUUAAGGUAUAAAACUAAAAAUUCAAAUAAUAACCAGUUAACAAUGGUUUUUUUCUAAAUUCAUAAUUAUUAACAUUAAAAGUGUUAUAAAUAAAUUUUUUCAGAUCCAGUGGUUUAGCGUUAUAAUUUUUUGGACCUAAAUAAUCUACAAACUUGUUUUCUAUACUUUUUUUUUUUUGUAACUAACAUACGUGUCAUAAGCUCUAGUUUCCCGUUUAUUAUCUAGUUUAGUAGUAAUUUUACCCAUUUGAAAUAUAAUAGAGAACAGACAGUAUAAACACCUGAUCGGUAGAACUUUAAGUUCUUUAUAAUUUUAUGAAUUCGAGCCAUAUAAAUCCUUUUUCUUUAGACAUAUCCUUAUAGCUUGGUUUUGUUGUAAAUAUAACUGUCAAGGGGACCCUCUCGGCCCCUCUCUUGAAUGCGUCAUUGAUCUUAUAUUAUUCCGAAAUCCCGCGUUAUCGACCACGUUGAUUCUAUUAUCGAUUUUUUCGAAUGAUAUUUCUCAUCGGUUCUUAUAAUUUUGUUCUAUUAUUUUGCUUCGAUUAGUCGAUUACUAAUAACUAAUUAGUUUUUAGUAAUUACUAAUUACUAAAAACACGCUAGUGGUAAUUUGUAUAAUGUAUUAUAUAUUUUGAUUACAUAAGGAAAAAAAAAUAUUCGCAACAAUAAUAAUAUUAUAAUCACAAUCAUAAUAUUGCAUGUUCCAUUGCCGAACGCGGUGUAAAUAUUUUGGUAGCCAUUAACUUUUCUACGGAUUCACCGACUGGUUGAAUUUUUGAUGGCAAGGUUAUUUUUUUCGCUAUGUACUUUUGUCAGUUUUCGCGUUUUAAAAAUAAAUAUUAUUCGUUCGGGUAGGGGGAAAGUAAGUCUACUACGUCACUUUAAACACUCUUCCCAACUACACAAAUUAUACGUGCGGGCCAAGUAUUUCUGACAUCUGAAGGUUAAAAAAACCGUUUUCACUUUUUUUUUUUUUCAAUUUUAACUCUGGAUAUUAUUUCAUAUAAAUUGAGAGAUAGUGUAAAUUUGUAUUAACCAUUUUUGUUAUUCCUCCCGUUGUGUAUACACUUCGCUGCGAUCAUAUACUUUUCGGAUUCUUGUCAUCUCGUGAUAAAACUCUCAUCUCUUGUUUUGUUGUUUUUUUUUUUUAGGGAUUUUCCUCCGUUUGUGAGUACAUAUAAUUAUUGUUAUAUACGAAACCGAUGCACGACGCGGGGACGGGUUCAAAAAACAUUUUUAAAAUAUUACGACUAUAUACAUUUAAUAUAUUAUUAUUAUAACAAUGCAUCGGAAUGAAAAAAAAAAAAAAAAUGUUCAAAAACAUUUGUCAAACGCUUUCCUUUUAAAACAUUAAAAUAUAUAUUAUAUUUUCAUUUUUCAUUGGUGUUUUUCUUUUUCUUUUUUUUUACGCCGCUUUUGUCCGAACGACAUUAUUAUUAUAAUAUAUACAUAUACGAGGAUAAUAUUUUAUUUCUAAUUACGUAUUCCAAUGUACAUGAUGGCGUAGCACCGUAUUCUAUACAAUAAGAUUGUACAGAUAAUAAUUUUGUUAUUGCUAUGAGGAGUUAAAAAAAAAAAAUGAAUUACGUAAUAUACCUAAGAUAAUAAUAUAAUAUUAUGAGGUCAAAUCGUAUAUUUUGUUUACAAAAGAAGAACGAAUUGUCCAAAGGACAUAAUAUGCAAAACACGAGAAUUAUUAUUAUUUCAGUUAUAUUUUUACGAUUCGUUUCGGCCGAAAUUUUCUAUCAUAGCCGAGCGUAGUAACACAAAAUAUAUAAAAUCAAAAUGUAAAAAAAAAUUUCUUUUCUCAAAAAAUAACUAUUACCUAAGCUUCAUUUAACCUCAAAUAUUUUAUCGAAAACCAGUGCAUAAUCCAUAAUUUAUCUACCUAGUCUUCUUUGGUAAAAUUACAAUUAAACUUUAAUUGAUAAAAACUUUAAACAUAGUGUUCAGUAGCGUUCCGUGUAAAUUUAUAUAAAAAAACUAGUUGAGGUAAACGCGGUUUCUCUAUCCUCCCUCUCCCCCCCGAGUCAAGCUUUGGAUAUAACCACAUAUCGCAAUAUAAGUUAGACUCAGUAAUCUAAAUUUCUAAAUUUUGGGGUAGGACGUACGUUGUCACCGCUUAUCCGCCGGCCCUGAUUAGACACGCAAACUGCAGUUUUGCAUUUUUUAUUUCAAUCGAUCAUUGUUGAGUUUAAAUUAAUUUGUUCGUCAUCCGUGUAAUCUAUUACAUAAUCGUCUUUUUGGAAUUACGUAUUAUUAUUAUUAUUUUUUUUUUUACCUCCGAUGAGAAAUCAUAUAAUACACCGCGCUUUCCGAAACAUGUACAUUACAAACCUUCAGUGCGCUGAAUACUAAACAAGCAAAACGUUUAUCGAUUGAAAGUGAUAGAAAAAGAAUAAUAAUAAUAAAAAGUAUAAAACGCUUCCUUUUUUUUUUUUUUUUUUUUAUCUCGGUCUCAUCGUUUGAUUCAAACGCAAUCGUCGAUUUUCUAGCUGUUUCGAAUAUAUUGAACUAUUGAAGUAUUAAUAAUUUUUUGAACUACAUUUCCUUUUCGCCAUCAUCGUCAAAAUACGUUUGCCAUUUCCGUUUCUUUUUCUUUUUUUUUUGCGGUCGCAGUACAUUUUUUCAAUAUUAUUUCGAUAUCGAUUAAAUUACCAAUAUAGUAGGUGAUAUUAUUAUUAUUUUUUCAUUUAUUUUCAUUUCGGCGCCUUUAAAGUGUUUUUUUUUCUUUCUUUUAUAUUACUUUACGUGUAGCCGACCGGCCGUGUUAAUUGAAAAAACUAUAUCGCCUCAUCCGAAAGUAAAAAUAAAAAAGUUUAAUAAAUACAAUCUUAGGUAUAGGGAAAAACAUAAAUAUUUUAUAUAAUACUUAUAUAAAACAUGAUUGCGAAACACCUUUUUUUUCUUUUUUUUUUUUUUUUUAUAUGAAUAAUUUCAAUAUGCGACAGAAACUCAUUCGGAAAUGGUGUGAACGGGGUUAUCGAUUCGGUUUGGUUUUUUCUACCCUCCGGUCGUCGUGUCAUUGUAACUACCUAUAUAAUAUAUACCUACGAUAAUUAAUCCAGGAAACACAAUAGGUAGUAGGUAGGUAGUAUUAUAGACGAGAGUCUAUUAAGCACAACGCAUUGACUGACAGAUGAUUAAUACGUUUUCGCGUCUACAACGUAUACUACUGUUAUAAAACAACAAAGUUGCAGUAUUCGGAGGUCGGCCAAGAGUUUCUCCGUGUUUCGAUUGGCCGGGUUAAUCUAUAAUUCCGACGAUAAAACAAUACAAUUAUAUCGAAAAUUAUGUAUAUUAUGUCGAAACGAUCUUCGAACCAAAGAAGGGGUAUAUAUACCUGCACGAGAGCGAAGACGAAGAAAAACAAAGAACUGAAAACAUAAUGUACAGUAAAAAAAAAAAAAACAUUUUCACAAGGGAAAAUUAUACGAUGGGCUGGACACGCUUAGGACAAUGAUGGAACACAUAUCGAGAGACGAAUAUGGGAAAGAACGAGAGUGAGGUGCGAAGAUGUCGUAAAGGACGCGAUGAACGAUUUAGAAUGGUAGGCUGUACAAUAAGGUUUUGUAUUGAAGAAAGAUUGGUUGGUUUGGUUGGAGACUCGGUUGUGCGGCCAAUUAAAAACAUAUCAAGUUAAUUAAUAUUAGGUAUGCGGGCACCGAACAUAAAGUAAAUUAUCCGUAAACGAAGUGAAAACUAAAACAACAAUUUUCUCAUCAGAUUUGACGCCAGAUUGGUCAGAAGGUGAUCGGUUACUAUACUGAAAUAUUUGGAUCGCACUGGAUAACAGAACUUGUUUGUAUAUUACAACAUUUUCGAAAAAUCCUGCUAAAUAUUAUCAAAAAAAAAAAAACAAAAAUUAAAUCCGUGAAAUACAAAUUAUACAAACAACGUUAUUAUAAUCUUGUAUCGUCCUACAGGCCCGUAAUAUAAUUUUAUACUGAAAUACCUGCAUAAAAAGUUUAAAAAUACAAUCUCGCGUCAUACAGUUAAAAAUAUAAAAUAUAUAUAUACGAUACUGUCUAUAAGCAUCAUAUAAAUACUGUCGCGGACGAUCGACUGGAAUUUUUGUUGACAAUAAUAAUAAGUACUUUAACAAAACACGAUUAUUAUAAUCAUAUUUUCAUUUUUUUUUUUUUUUUUUGUCCGGUUUAUUUCUAGUCUGUUUCAAUCGAACAUUAGGAUUUUUAUAUAUUAUAUAUUUGCAAAUAACAACUGUAUAUAACCGACUGUAUGGCAAGGUCCAAAUAAAAAAUAUAAUUAUGAAAUCAGCAGUCAUAUCAUUACACUAAGAGCCAACAUAACAUUGAUUUUCAAACAAAAUUUACGAGAUAACCGACGAUCAACAAUCGUGAUCGGUUAAAACAAGGUUAACCCGCGGUAUGUUGGUGAGCACGGAUCGUGUAGUGACUAUCUCAUCUUCAUCAAUCUCUAACACACAUUCGUUUAAUUCCACGAAUUACGCGAUGGAAUUAUAACACCGCGCACAUGUUUUCAUUCGUGGCGUAUAAACAAAAUAUAUGUUACGGAUUAAUCGGUAACAUUUUCCCUCUUGUAUUAUAUGGCUGCCAACCUUCGAAUUUAUUCAUAUAGUGUCGGCUAUCUAUAAUAAGUUAAUGUAGUAAGUUGUUUUGCAUACCUAUUAUUUUUGCGGUUUCGAAUUCCGUUUUUCCCACCGACCUACCGUCAUCAUCGUCAUCACAGUUGUACAGUUAGAGACGUGAAAAAUACACGUUUCCUAUGUAUACACUCGUACAUUUGGUGUUUUUCGACUUGUUUGUACAUUACAAUAAAAUAAUAUAUUAGGUACACGCGUUGUUAAAACGUUUAAUUGACCGACAACGUAAUAAAGCGUUCGUUCACGUCUCGUACAUUAACAUAUGCUUCAGAACGGUCUAUUUUAUACAUUUGUAUGUUUUUCUUUUCGUUUUCGAAAACUUUUAAACAAUAUAUAAUAAUGUGCGAUUUAUCGGUGUACAAUAAACGUGUGCGCCUACGCGUUUGGUUGCACUACUGAUGAGUUUUUGUCCGUGUAUGUAACAAAAAUCAUGUCACAAAACACGACGAUAUAAUUGAAUAAGUGUAAUAAUGUGUUCACGGCGCCAUAAGAUAAUUGAUACAUAACAUUUAACUACACCACCUAAAAUGCACUACAUAGCACAAUGUUUUGUUGAACAAAACCGUUGAGAACUGUCGUAACAACUGCUUUGUUAUAAUAAUAUUACUAUUAAUUUUAAUUGUAACAAGAUUAUUAAAUACCUUAUCAUAAACCAUGUUUAUAAUUUAUAAUAAUAAUAUGUCAUCGCUAAUACGCACUAAUUCAAUACGCCAGUAAAUAAUCUUACACAGUCAAUGUGCAUUGUUGCAGUACGGGUUCGUAUAGUACGUCACAAAUAAUAUUAUUAGCAUUAAACUCGUAUGAAGUAUAUGCAUUUUACGUUUAUAACGUUUACAUCGUUCUGUAUAGCGUACGUAAUUAGAUAUUGAAUUCCUGCUAAAAACACCAAUAUCCUUAUUGCAUCCGUUUCCAUAACACGAGAGUUACAGUUAAUUCGAUAUGACUAAUGUGAUACAUUUUUAAACUGCAUACAAGUGAUGCGUAUGUUGAUGUUUAUUGUUUAUAUGGAAUUUUAACCAAAUUAAACUAAUAAUUAGAUUAAUGCGAACUAGUGAUUGCACACUAUUUGAACGUGGUAAUUAACAGUGUAGGCAUCUUAACUAUAUCAAGACGUUGCAAUAAUACCUAUUUACCUAGGUCGAUUAAUAAAGAUCAGAAACCUGAAUAAAUACAUAACAUAACUACACGAUAUUUGAUAUUUUAAACGAUUUAACAAUUUCGAUACCGUUCUAUUUUUCAAAUCUUUUUUUUUUUUUUUUUUUUCAAUAGUACAAUUUUAUUCAAAUAUUACAUUAUAGUAAUUCGCUCAAAUUACGCAAAAUGUUUUCUGUACACGCGGGCAAUGAGUAGGUAAUAUUCAAUUGUGUGUUUACGUAUAGCAAACAAACGUAUAUAGGCCCCAGUAAAUAUGUGAUCAAUGUAUAAUAUAAUGUAUACAUAUACAUUGUUUUUUAAACAAAGUACAGUUUUAAAGGUAAACAUCGACUAGAUUUGUACACAAAAUGUGUGCAUAAUUUAAAUGUGUUUUAAAAAAAAAAAAAAAAAUUAAAUUAAGUACAAUUUAAAAAACUUUUAUGAAAAUCUGAUUUCAACAACGUGUGUUUUCGAUUUGAUAUAACAUUGAUCCGGAAAAAAACAAGACUUAAACAAUAGUAUCGCUUAUCUGCAAAUAUUGUCGUGCUAUUUCGAUAAUUUUAUUUACCGCCUGAAUUCGAAAUACGAUUAUAUUAAAAAAAAAAAAAAAAAAUUAUAAGCUCCUAUUUACGUUUAAGUUAAUAAUCUUAAAAUACACGGCAGUCUCGUUUACACACGAAACCGUUUCGGGAUGUUUUCAAUAAUAAUUUUUACGGUUCAAACUUGCGAAGGACUUAAAUGUUCCAAUGAGUUAAAACGAUGGCGUAAAAUGACUUGCGUCCUUUUCACCGGUCAAAAUGAAUAAUAUUUCAUAAAGGCACACUGUCAUUGGGGGCCAUAGAAACGGUUUUGAAGGUUUUUCUGCUAUCAAAUCUACAGUUUUUUAAUGUAUCAAAAUUGUGUAGAAAAAACUUUUGGAACGGCGGACAAGUAGACGGACAUAGACACAUGUGAACGUUUUUGAAUAAAAAAAAAAAAAAAAAAAACUAGAUAUUACCGUGAUCUAUGAUCUCGGGUCGAUCUAUUCUGAAUACAAAUAACGGUAUGAUUUACCGGGAGUACAAAUUUGAUUUUUUUUUUUUUUGUUCGAGUAGACUAUUUUCGCAUUGGCGGAUAGCGUAUAUAUUAUAUUAUUAUUAUUAUUAUUGCGCACGAUGACGCGAUUAACAAUACCGUGCGUUAUUUACGGCCAUUACAGAAAUAUUGGCCGUUUACAAGAGAAAUCAAAUAGGAAAAAAAAAAAACAAAGUUUACAAUAAUGUUUGAUUAAGUUCUUAUCCGAUUCCGAGACGUUCUCCGCGGACGACAGCUCCGAAAAUGUCCCACGACAGCAGUACAAUUCGAAUUCGUGACAUUACUGCUGUGACAGGACAAUAUCGGAGUGUCAUCCAUAAAACGUGUCGUAUAUCCGUCCGCGUGAAAUAUCCCGUUGCCUGUGCGUCUCUUUCUCUCUAUGUCCUUCUCUCUCGUCCCGUCGAUCUCCGGCGUGCCGAUGUCGUCGUCGCAGUGCCUGCUAGGAAACAAACGUUAUUUUAUCAUUAUCAUUAUUAUUAUUAUUAUUAUUAUUAUUAUUAUUAUCAUUAUCAUUAUUAUUAUUAUUAUUAUUAUUAUUAUUAUUAUUAUUUUAAAGCUUUUAUUAUAUCAUUACAAUAUUAUUAUUAUUUAUUGUUUGUAUUAGAGCAACGUUUGCGUAGACUUACCAUAUAAUAUGUUGUUGUUGUGGUGCGUUGUUGUUGUUGAGACGUAGUUAUGUACACCGCAACAACGUUGAUGUCAUCCUGUAGACAAAAUACAUACCAUAUAAUAUAUAUUAUAAGUACAUUGUAUUAAUAUAAUUGACAACUAACGAGAACCGACAAAAUGUUCUAAAAUCAUUAACCCGUCGUCAAUCUUAUACGUCUAUAACGCUAAUAAUAUUCGUUUGUAUUAUAUUAUCUAGUUUGGGAGUGGAUCAAAUGGCUACGUUGGCCGAACACGCGGCCGACUUUAGCGGCAUGUUGGCCGCCAGUGGCAUGGGCCUACCGCAGCCGAUGACGGCCACGCCCGUGCCGUUGGCCCUGCACCCACACCACCAGUCGGUGCGCGGUCCGCUGCCGGGCCUAGUGAAAAUCGCUCAGCCCCAACAGUCCGCGGUGUCGGCCGCUAACAAGAACGGUUCGCCGUUGCAGAAUGGCGGCCAGUCGGCGCAAGACGUCGCGGCCGUCGUGGCUGCUCAACAGCAACAGCAACAACAGCAACAACAGCAACAGGCCAUCAUAAACGCCGCCGCCGCCGCCGCCGCCAGUAAGCAAAACGGCACCGGGAACGGGGAACAGGUGUCGGCGCCGUCACCCAGCGGCCGGUCGACGCCUAACAGCAGUACCGAAGGUACGUCAGCUAAACUGUUUGUCGGUGGUCUCAGUUGGCAGACGUCGGCCGACAAGCUCAAACAAUACUUCGGCAUGUUCGGUGAUGUGACAAACGUGCUUAUCAUGAAGGAUCCCAUCACGCAGGUAUAUUAUUGUUAUUAUUACAGUAGGUAGAUGAUCACACAAACGCAAAAACUAAUCUAUGUCGUUUUUAUUUUUAUUCUUCUUGUGCAGAGGAGUCGCGGUUUUGGAUUUAUCACGUUUUCGGACGCCGAGACGGUGGAAAAGGUGUUGGCCGUGCCCAUACAUACGCUAGAUGGCAAGAAGAUCGACCCGAAGCAUGCGACGCCCAAAAACCGGCCAAAGGCCGGCAGCAAGACCAAGAAAAUAUUCGUGGGCGGGGUCAGUCAGGACACAACAGCGGACGAGGUAAAGGCGUACUUCAGCCAGUUCGGCAAGGUGGAGGAGACGGUGAUGCUCAUGGAUCAGCACACUAAGCGACAUCGCGGAUUUGGAUUCGUCACGUUCGAGAACGACGACAUUGUGGAUACCAUAUGUGAGAUACACUUCCACACGAUCAAGAACAAGAAGGUGGAAUGCAAGAAGGCGCAGCCCAAGGAGUUGGUGCAGCCAGCGGCAGCUGCGGCCGCGGGUUUGCUGUUGGGCAAGCGCCCCGUACUGGUCGGUGGCCCGCUGGGCGUCCGCGUGGCUACCGCCCCAGUGUCGCAGGCGGCCAGCCAUCAGCUGGCGGCCGUGCAACAGGCUCAGGCCCAGGCGCAAGCCCAGGCUCAGGCCGCUGCAGCCGCGGUGGCUGCACACAACUACAACAAGCUGUUCGCUACGUAUCCAGGACUGGCCAGCUACCGUUACGCGCCGUAUCCUGUGCCAGUGACCGCAGCAGCGGCCCCGCAACAGGCCACCGCCGCACCGCAACCAGUGCCCACCGCAGCCGCCGCGGCCACGCAGGCCGCCUACCCGGCAUACAGUCUGUCCGGUAUUGACAUGAGCGGCUUCCAAGGCAUCGACUGGUCGUCCAUGUACGGCAUGGGCGGCAUGUACGUUUAGGCAUUAGGCGUGUCCUUGUGUCUGUGCUGCUGUAUGUGUGUUGGUCAGGUCAAUUUUUUUUUUCACGGAAAAAAAAAUUAUAAUAACCGAACAAAAAAAAAAAAAAAACGGAAAACAUUCUCUUGUUUGCUCAGAUACAUUCUAUCAUUGAAAUUAUUUUUUUAAUAUUCAACCAAAAAAAAAUUAUAGGUUUAUAUAUUUAUAUAUAUAUAUAUAUAUAUAUAAUAUACAAUAUGUAUAUUUAUAUAUAUAUACAUAUAUAUAUAUAUAUAUUGAAAAAAAUUACAUCUUAAAGUAUUCCCUACCCUCCCCUGAUUUCAUUAUAAUUUUUUGUUUUUUCAAAAUCGACGAGGCUGACAGCCAUCAGAUCUUUGGAGAUCAAUCCGCGCAUGUGCCAUACCACUGCCUCAUAUUAUUGUCGUGAGUUAUUUUUCAAUGGUUAAAAACGAACGAUUUUCUAGUCAGUUAUUAUUUAUUUUUUUUUUAUGUACUAAGUAUUAUUAUUAUUAAUUUUUAAUAUUUCUCAACUUUCUUUAAAUAGUAGUGUGAUUAGUGUCUAAAUAACGUGUAAUUUAUUUAAUUGAUUAGUUGAACUAAUGUAUUAUUGUUUUUGCUCUUAAAGAAGAAAAAAAAUUCCAAUGAUCAGUAGAGAAAAUACAUUCCAUUAAGGACCAAUAAGCUGCUCACAAGCGUAUAUACAUCAUGACAAUUUAUUUUUAUUUUAAAAAUAAUACCAUUUCACAAAUAUAAUUUUCUUUUCUCUCUAUCUCUCUCUCUCUCUCUUUCUUUUUUUUUCUCACUCUCUUUUUCUCUUUUUCUCUCACUGUCGUCGUGCGCUUAUACGUCUUAUAAUAAAAAUAUUUUAACGUCUAAUAACAACUACACACUACGUAACACGUAUACGUGCACAACGUGCAUAACAAUAUAAUAUUAUUAUCUCUCUCGCUUCUUGUUUCAAAUGCUUCUUUAAAAUCAGAUUUACUAACUCAUUGCUCUAUAGUUAGAGUACAGUACUUAUAGUAGUUAUAAUAUGAAUAUAUAUUAUUAACUUAGAGAGAAACGUAAAAUAUGAAAAUUGUAUAACAAAAAAAAAAAAAAUCAAUAAUUCUUUAUAAAACUUGUAAAUAUUAAAAAUUAUAUAUAUAUUUUUCUUUUGUUUAUUUUCUCAUUUUACUUAUUGUAUACUUAUAUAUAACCGUAGUAAAACAAGACAUUGGAGUUGUUCAUAACGAUUAUUUAUAAUUUUAGCUGCCUUAGUAUACGUAUGUUUUUUUUUUUUUUUUUUUUGUAUCAUCAUCUAUAUAAGUAAACGGAAAUCUCACAAGUUCAAUAUUAUUAUUAUUAUUAUUAUUUUAGUUUAGACACUAAACAGACGUAUCUACUAAGAAUAUAUAAUAAUAUUAUUUAUUAUUAAGAUGAUAAAAUUUAAUUUUUGUCUAUGCGUUUUAGUUUUUAGUGAUUUAUUAGUAUUUAAAUACGAGUAAAAGUUAAUACGAAAAGCACUGAUUCGACUGGACAAUACUAAUUAGAACAUUAUUAUUAUUAUAUGUAUGUAAAGCAAUAAUACUUAAAAGGUUAUUGAUCUCUUUGUUUUUUUUUUUUUUUUUUUUUUUUUUUAAAUCUUUUUUUUAGUAAGUAUAAUAAUAUAAUAUAGUUUUACUUAGUAUGGUAAGCCCUCUAUUUUUGUAAUAUUUUGAGAGUUAAUAAAAUGAAGAAAAAAGCAAUUAUAUUAUAUAUCAUAUAUGAAAGAGGGUUAUAAAUAUUAGCGAUGCUUUUACAUAAAUUCUCCGGUUUUGUGUCUUAUCCUAGACCUAGACUUUUUUAGUACUUUUAAAGUAAAGAAAAACAAUAACUAGGUGAAUAAUUUUUAAUGUCAAUGUCGUCAUAUUAUUAUUUUAGAAUUGGUGUGUAUUUUAACAGUAUUUUUUUUUUUUAGUUUAGAACUUUUUUUUUGUAGAGUAAUUAAUUAACUACUAUAUUUAUUAUAAAAAAAAAAUAUAUAUAUAUAUAUACAUAUAUCUAGUUGUAAGAAGUAUUUAAUUGUACACUUUUUGACAUUUUUUUUUAAAAUUAUUAUCAAUUUAUUUAGUUUCUGUGUAGAUAUUCUAUAUAUACUAUUUGUGUGUAGACUUAUACGUAUAUAUUAUAUAUAUACAUAUGAAAAAAAUCGUAAAAAAAAUUAAUAUUAACAGUAGUAUUAGAUACCUACGUGAGUCCUUCAUUUCUUUUAUUAUUUAAUUUUUUUUUUAUAAAUACGAUAUUUAUUUUUUUUUAAUACUAAUAAUAUUUAGUUCUUUAUACGCACUCUAUUUAGUAGUUAAAUGUUUAAAAAUGCUGUGUUGUUUUUAAAUUAUAAAACAGAAAAUUAAUAAAUAAAAGUAGUAUUUUUGUCAGUAGAAAUCGGGCAGAUUCGCUUUUGGUUUUUUGAUUUCAAAAAUAUUUUCAAUUUAAUUUUUGAAUUGUUUUUUUUUUUUAAUACAAUACUAUUAUUAUAAUUAUCAUUUCAUAUCCAUUUAAAAAUCAGACCAUUCAAUAUUUUUAUUUCAAAUUUGUUCUUUUUUUUCUUUGGUAUAGUCAACAUAAUUGUAUAAUAUAUUAUUUGACUAUAGAACAAAAUCCAAUCCCUUCCGUGUACCAAUAUUGUAUUAUUGUAAUAUUAUUAAUGACUGUUUGCAUGAAACACAUGAUAACUAACAUGACAAUAAUAAUAAUAAUUUGUAUUAUUAUUAUUAUUAUUCUUAAUCGUACCACCUCCUUUCAGACGCCACGACAUAAUGUAUUAUUGUUAUUAACAUCGCGUAUUAUAAACAAAAAAAAAGAAUUUGGUACUAUUAAUUUAGUGGCAAUGUGCGAUACAAGCAUAUCGCGGUAUUAACCCUACAUAACCGUUGUUGUUGUUGUUGUUUUUUAUUGUUGUUGUUGUUUGAAGUAGUUAAAUUAUUAUUGAU
Messenger RNA from Cinara cedri, 85036 nucleotides. The record is from the annotation of a GenBank genome assembly. NCBI's taxonomy places the organism in Eukaryota, Metazoa, Arthropoda, Insecta, Hemiptera, Aphididae.